Molecule: messenger RNA, 85752 nt
Organism: Cinara cedri
Lineage: Eukaryota; Metazoa; Arthropoda; Insecta; Hemiptera; Aphididae
Source: the annotation of a GenBank genome assembly
AUGCGCCCCGGUGAAUAGGCGUCGCGAACGGCGCGGAAUGAUUUUAUACACGGACGACAAUCGAAAUAAUAAUUGGAUUAUUUUGCGCGUUAAAUGUGAGAAUCGAGCGCGUCCCCGGGUUUCAACACAAUACACGUCACGUGUAUUAUUAUUAUUAUUACGCCGUUAAAUAAGAAGGGAGCUGUCGGAACGCGAAACGAUUAUUAGCCGGCCCGGAUCGGCCCGGAUCGAGUUCCGCUCACCCGCCGUCGCGUACCCACCGACGACAACGACGCGCGCGCGGGGGGAAAACGAAAAGCGCGGCCCGCGCGCCUGGACCGGUGGCGCGCCCGGAACUGGUUCUGAUGUGCCCGCGGCGAAAUACCGUGCGUAUCACGGUCCCAAAGGCCGAACCGACCCGCGAUAAAAAAAAAAAAGAAAAAAAAAAAAAGUCAUUCAAAAAGACUCACUCGGACGCAGACACGGCGGCCGGGGCCCCUCGCCGGUCGCGGGCCCGACGGGUAUUGUCGCAACGCCACUGCGCCGGAUAGUAAAAAAUGAAAAAAAAAAAAAAAAAAAAAACAAAAAAACCCAUCCGACUUAUCGCUUGGCGGAAAUCGGUAACGCGUACGAGUCGAUCCCGCGCCGAUCGCCCGCGGUCUCCCCGCGCUUCCCGUCGGCAAUUUCGUGCGUUGUUAUUUUAUACGUAGGUAAUUAUUUACGAUUAUUAUUUUAUUUUUUAUUAUUUCUUUUUUUUUUUUCAUUUUUUCUACGACCGAGAUUUUAUGCGCGCGUGUGUGUCCGGCCGUAGAACGGAGGCGGCGACGGGGGUGGCAGCGCGUGGGCGCGUCGUCGUCGUCGUCGUCGUCGUCGUCGCCGUCGCCACCGCCGUCGUCAACGGAGGCGGCGGCGGCGGACACACCGAGAUAGAUGGAGCUGUGCGAGAGAGAAGCGCCCGAGGAACUACGGGAGGCGGCAGACGCGGAGAGCGAGACGGACGGACAGGCAGAUCCUUAAAAACGGGCCGCGGCGCGAGCGACGGGGGUGACGGGGCGGAAAGAAAGUGAACACAUUAUCUAUUAGAGGUUUUUUUUCGCCGUAUACUCCCCCCCCCACCCGCCCGGCCAUCGACGACGUACGUCCCGCGCGCCCGUCCCGAUCCGCCCGGAGAUUCUCGUCGUCGUCGUCGCCCUCAUCGUCGUAGUCGUAGUUCUCCUUUUUCGCCGUCGGCCGAUAAAAUACACUGCGGCGGCGGCGGUGCGGUGUACAUAGUCCGUGUGCGUAUGCGUUCGUGUGUGUGUGUGUGUACCUUCCCCUCGCCACCGUCCCCCGGAAACGCGCCCCGCCUUGUCACCGCGUAUAUACUAAGCGGUAUAAAUAAAAACCGCGGUGGCGCGCACGCGCCCGCCCGCCCGCCCGUCCUCCGCGCUCGGGGGCCCGCGUGGUGCGCAACCGCCAGCCACCCCCUCCGGUGCGGCAGGGGGUUUCGCGCGCGCGCGUCGUAUCGAUCGGGCGGCGGCGGCGGUGGCGGCGGCGGCGAAAGAUGGCCACUGCCGGCGCCCUCUCGCGCCGCCACUACAGUCAGAGUAGACCCGGACCACGGUCGCGGUACUGGUAGUAGUCUCGCAGACGGUCGCGCCUCCCCCUCCGGUUUCGCGCGAGUAUCGUCGGCCGCGUGUUGCGCGCGCGCGAUCGUGUGUGUGUGUGUGUGUGUGUGUGCGCGCGCGAAAGUUUGUGUGUGAAAGCGCCAGCGCGAGAACGCGCGUGUGUGUUUGUGAGUUGUGCGUGUGUGCGUGUGCCGUGUGCACGUAUACGCGAACGAGUGCUGCCGCUGUUAAACGCGGGCGCGUGUGUUCGUGUGUUCGCGGUGUUUUUCGUCGUCGACUGCCGCGGUCCGGUGACAAAUAAUAACCGUAGCCGGGAAAAUCGGAAUAAAUAAAAUAAAAAAAUUGUAAACAACCGACUAAAAAAAAAAAAAAUAAAAAAUAAAAAAUAAAUAAAAACCGGACGAAUUUUUUCCGAUAUCAAACCCGGCGACGCGUCGUCGGUCCCGGCAGCCCCCCCGGGUGUUUGUGCCACGUGUACGAGUCGGUGUCGGGUUUCGCGGUUCGCCGGUGGUGCCAGUAACUGAUCGCGCACGAAACGCACCGCGCGUCAUCGGACCGCGGCCGGUCACUCCCGCACCCCAUCACCCGACGGCGGUGGUGGCGGCGGUUCGCGGCUCCGUCGUAUCUCGUCCGCCGACGAUGGUAUUGGCGGCACCGGCUGCAGCACCAGCGGAACCAGCACCAGCGGAACCAGCACCAGCGGGACCAGCACCGGCACCGGGAAAAGCGCAUUCGGCCGUACCGGCAACAGCAGCAGCGGCAGCAGCAGCAGCAGCAGCAGCAGCAGCGGCCGCCGUCGUCGUCGUCGUCGUCGUCGCCGUCGUCGCCGCCGCAGCCGAUAGGCGUACCGCGCGUACCGGGACCGCGGGCAUGACCGUCCGUCUUUGCGACGGCACGAGCAGCAACGGUAUCGUUAUCAUUAUCAUUAUCAUUAUCGACGUGACCGGUGCCGGUGCCGCGGCCCGCGCGGCGGAGGCGGCCGUGCACGCGCGGACGACACGGCGGUCAGCCGCGUUACGCCACCGCGCCGCACACUGAUAUUAUGGGCCGCCGCGUAGCCGCCCGCACCGUGGUGUUCCGGCAGCAGCAUCGUCGCCGCGUGCGGCCAGCGGACCGCCGCCGUCGUCGCGGGCUUGUUGUUAUGGUCGAUUGUGCGGGUCACCAGCCCGGCGACACGACAUGAUCUCUGGCGUCACGACGACGCUACAACGACGCAUCACCGCAGUCAUCGUCGCAUCGGCGUUUCCGGCCACCCGUCAGACAGCCGCAGUUCAAUUAUCAUCGCCGCACAACUACCACGCGCUACCGGCUCAUCCGUCAAGUAAAUAGAAACGCGACGCGCCCGCCGUAACAGCAAUCGCCCCCCCCCCUCCCCCCCCCCCCCCCGCACCCCCCCCAUCCCCCGGCCCCCCGCUCCUCCGUACUCGCCCGCCCCUAAACCCCCUCGCGCGCGCCGCAGGACGACGAGAAAAAAUAAAAUAAAUUAAAAAUUAAAAAUUAAUAAACAAAUAAAUAAAUAAUUGUCCGCGCGGUCGAACGGAACGUUUUAUUAUUGUUGUUAUUAUUAUUUUUUUUUUUCGGUUUUUCGAUUUCCGCGAGAUCGUAAAUCGCAGUCUCCCCGCGCGUGCUCUCCGUGGCCAAAGUGUGCGCGAAUGGCGCGGACGCGUCACGGACGCUCCUUCCGCCGGUGUUUUUUAAAAAUAUAUUUAUUUUUAAUUUUUCGCGCACAAUUUUGUCGUUGCGCACGCGUAAUAGAGUUGAAUCAAUUGCCAAACGCGUCCGUAAACCAGGAACGUUUUGAAUUUAUCCGGUAUCGGUUCGGGGCACCGAAUCCCCAAAAAUAUAAUAACUGUUCGGGUUUUUCGACAAAGGAUCGGUUACGGUUGAUUGUUAGUAAAAUAUAAAUAUUAUUAUCGUUAAUUUUAAUUUCGACCGUUUUUCUGUCUCUAUGUAAUUCUCUCGUAAAAAUAUGUAAAAAAAAAGUCAUAUCCGCCUACAGUUUUCGUAGUAAUCUGCGAGAGUUACGGGUGCUUAACGGGGCAAAAAAAACACGUUUCCGAUCGAUAUUAUUUUAAUACACGUCCCGCGCGUAAUCAAAACCCGAAAGGAAUAACGGCUUUGAGUUCAAAUACCUGUCCGGAACUCGGGUUUUUGUACGUCUCUACGCCGUUAACCGCGUGAGAAAUAUUGAAAUGCUCCGACGACCGUACACAACGGACUAUUUACUACGCCGUUUUAUAGUUUACGGCUUCUCAAUUCGUACGCGAAAUGGCGAAGCGUGUAAAUCGCACCGGCGAAGUUGUUUCGCGUUUUCAACCCAUUCAAUUCAACUCCGGACGUCCGGUACUCUAUUUGACUGGAUGACGGUUUCGGUCCAUAACAGUUCCGAAACGAUUCCGAAACCGGGUUGUUUCAGAUUCGGUUCCAGUCCCCGGUAUAAAAAAAAUGUUUCGCGGGAAUCCGUCGCAAUUGUUCCAGUUACGAAUUACCGUUCCGAUCCGAAAUUGGCAUUGUGUCCCGCCAAUUGUUUAGGCCGUGGCGGUAUUCGGCCGGAUUUUUUUUUUUUUUACGGACCGAGCACGGGACCCCGCCGCCCCCGGGGCCCCGGGGUCCGAUCGCCGGACCGAACCCGUUGUGGAAACGAACGCGCACGCCGACCGGCGGACGUCAGACCGGUAAAAUGUUUGCCGUGUUCGGAUUUUAUCGGGGGCCUCUUGAAACGCAUUCCAUUCGGUCGCGGUGAUCCGGUGCCGCUGGCGCCUGCACAUAGGCAAUGUCCAGAUGAAUUAAUAUUCUUGUCCGGUCUUACACAGCGUCACGUCGGGCGGUCGAUCGGCACGAAUGCACGUUCGUUUUUUUUUUACAACCGCACGCUGACGUACGGAAAUUCGGUUAUUUUAACGCGGAAAAUUCGAUGAAGUCUUUCGGUCGUCAGGUUUCCAAAGUUAAAUUUUCACCGAUUUCGUUUAGAAAACAAUCGGCACGGAUGUACGCGCGUUUGUUAUUUGAGUAAAAAAUUCGGAAAAAAAACACAUCACACCGAAAAUAGCCGGGCGGGAAAGGGGGAGUUAUGUCCGUACAGCUAAAUACGGAUGCUGUACCCACCCCCAAGUACGACGACUAGAGAUCGUUGCCCGUACACCGGAGCCCGCGUUUUUUCGAAAAAUAAUAUAAUAUUUUUCGCCAUCGGCCGUUUCCUUUCGAAAUUGUACGUGCACAUUAUAUUUUUUGUCGUAUUAGACGCGCGCUUUUACGUAAAUCUAAAAAAAAAAAUAACAAAAUCGUUUUACCGAUUGCCCUCGUAGUCUCCUCCGGCGUUCUCGCCUCCCCUCGUGCCGGUCGCCGAUCGGGAUUCCCGCCUACUCCGUAUACCCACCUAUAUUAUUUCCGUCGACAACAAAGCGUGUUAUGUAAUCCUCUGCAGUCGUCGCCGCCGUUUGCUCGUUUUGUUACGUACGUACAAUAAUAUAGGUAUAUAUAUAUAUAAUACAAUGUACGCGAAUCCCGUCUCCCUCCCACACUCCCCUUCCCCUCACUCUCUCCUCUAUCUUCUCCCCUCUCUUCUCUCUCCUCUCUCUCCCACCCCCACUCUCCGACCCGUCCCUUUACUCGUCUCUCGGCCAAGACUCGUCGUGUACAACAUUAUUGUUGUGCGCGGCGCGUGCAGUAUGGGUACCCACGCCGCCGGUAUACAAAAUCGAUAAAACGGCCGACGAAAUAAUAUUUUCUCCGUGUGUCGUACGCGACGAUAUUAAUAUACGCGCGCGUUUUUCGAGGAGCGCCUCGAUUUAUUAUUAUUCGCCCGCCGUUAUUUUACCGGACGCGCGACGACAGUUCCGGCAACGGCUGAGCCGUUCGGGUCCCGCGGGAUUCGAGUCGCCGGCCGGUCGGGUAUUGACUCGCGGUAAGUAUUAGUGGGAUACUUAUUGUGUAUGUCCGUAGGGCUCGGGACAUAUUGCACUCGAAAUCCACAAAAACGCCCCGAAGAAAAUGUUAAAAAAAAAAAAGUAAAAUAUCCGCGUUAUAACGCCGCUGACUCAUUGAAUACGAUUUUUUUUUUCUCGUCUAUUCCUCAUACUGUUCAUAUAACUCUACAAUUUUCGGCCGCCACUAUAAUAUACCGCCAUUUUUUACCGUCUUGCAUAGUUUUGCGCCGAUCUUUUAUACUCACUGUGUUCAGAUAUUCUAUCACUCUGCCGUUGCGGCCCUUUCUGGGCGUCCCCGUGGUCGUUUUCCUUGGGGUUUUCAUUAAAAAAAUAACCCUCCGAGGAAAGACCUCUCCUUAAGCCUUGUCAUUGAAUUCUUUGACCUUUGAUGAAGUUAUUUAUCGGCGCUAAGCUUAUUAUUUAAAAUACAUUUUUCUAACAAAAAUUAAUUUGUUUUUUAAAUAGAACUAUAUGUAUUAUACAAAUGUUAAAAUAUUUUAUUCAAUAAAUUACAGUCGUUUGUGGGAGGGGGAGAUUUCAAACCGUUCUAAAAUUUUCGCUUUUUACUACUUACUGACGAUUAUAAUAUAGGCAUUCAAAUUAAAAAACUAUAGAUUAGGUUAGGAUUGUGUUAAUAUUAUUCUAAACUGUUGAAAUGGUUAUUUAUGAACAACUAUCAAAAAAAUCUGACCGGAUUAUCAAUUAUUGGUAUCGUUUCUGGUAGCAAAUGUUUUCUAGUUGGCGCACAAAGGAAGUCAUUUUUUUCACAAACGUUGCGAAUUAUGAAGGGGGAACUGAUUUAUGCGGAACACCCUAACGUUUUUUAGGUAGGUGGAUGGGUGUAUGAAGUCCUAACGGGGUCCGUGAUGUAAAAUAUCUCACUGUGGAUGCCCACGGCUUUGAACCGGGUCGGGUCGAUUUUCGACAUGUCCGGGCAAAGUAUUUUGCAAACAUUUUAGGUCCGCGCAGAGUUUCCCUCGGUACACCCGGUAUAUAUGACGUGGCCUUUGCUCAUUUCGCUCGUCAACUUGAGUGCGAGCUCACGUCAGACUUUAAAUCGAAAAUAAACCCCGAUUCGUUAUUGCCAAACCACCAUCACGUCGGGCAAGUAACGGGGGAGAAAAAAAAAACAAAAAAAUAACCUACAAAAAAAUCGAACAAAAGGUCUCGAAGGUCCCGUGGCUUAGUGAUACCACCGAUUAAAUUACCUAUUAAACAAUACAAUUGUAUACCGGGUGUAUUAUAUUGAGCGAAACUCAAGCGAGGUCCUCAAUGGACCUACAUUAAUUGUAAAAUACGCGUCCGGAUAGCCCUAAACGUUCUAAACGUUCGCACAACUCAGGGAUCCGUCCGGAGUUUCGGACCGCCCAGCAGUCCGUCACCAUCGUCCGUAUUUGUUUAUCGCCUGUCAGUCGAAAACAUGCCCGGACCAUCAUUCAAACUGGCCCGGACAUUUUCGAUCCGAAAUAAACCCACGGGUGUUAUUUUGUCAACUAUUUUUUUAUUUUAACCGGUAUUCUUUCCGGAAAUGGACGAAACCCGGCAAAUUGUAAUAUUACAGUACACCGCAAAUGUUUGCCGAAUCACGACAGGUUUUAAACAGGUCAAAGGAUGCGAAACAAUAAACUCGUUUUAGUCAUGCAAUUUACCUAUUUGACGUUUCACGAUUUCGUGUAAGAUUAUGAUUAACGAUUUCCAAUUAGUUAUACUACUUGAUUUCGUUCAAAACGUAUUUUGUUCAAUUUUUCAUAUCCAUUUUUAUCCCGAAUCCUAAUCAACCCGGCGAAACCUCGUCCGGGCAAGAGAAAUUGUCUAGAACAAUAUUUCUUCACUCCAAACACGACCCGUAUCAGUGGGAAUUACAUUAUUUGAAAAUCAUUAGGCAAUAUUUGUUUUGGGCCCGGACGGACUCCGGCGUGGAACUAAUUCGAAUCCGGGCCGGAGCAGUGGGGUUCCAUCGUAACGCGAUAAAAGCUUCGAUCGGAGAAAGCGGUCGGUCUUUAACCCUGUUAACCGUUCAUUUUCCGGCAAAUCUUCCGUUUCGAGAUAUCCGCAGACUUUUCCACCGUUACCUUUUUCCGUAUAGAAUAUGACGCAAUUACAAAAAUUUUCUCCCAGAGACGUUUUUGAUAAUCUCGUUCACGAGCGAUUGUUCAAACGCACGCGUAUACAUAUACGUUUAGUAGGUAUGCGAAAAACCAAAUAUCGUCUAAAAAAGUGUUAAUAAAACCGGAUCGUCUUUGUGGCAGAGAUUUUGUCCACAGCAUCGGCGUCAUUUUAGAAAUCACUAGACUUGGGCAGUUUCCAAAUUGUCGAUUGAUAGACUAUAAAUGUGUUUUUUUUUUCAAACUUUAUUUUACGCCCGAACGAUUAGAAAUUCCUACUUAAAAUGCUAUACACCGGAGCAAACGUAAUAAUAUACGCUUGUUGUACCCCUUGAUUGUACAAAUGACGCCGCCGGUCGUUUUUAUAGUAACGUUCUUUUUAAUCCGAAAUCCUUUGGCUGCCAAUUUUUCUCCAAGGUACGAUCUAAUCCUCGGCACUAAAUUUCAUACGUUGCCAAACGAUUGUCGUCCGAAUUGUCACGUAAUCGUUUAUAAAUUUAUAACCCGACACGAAAUCGUGUUUUCUCUUCCGAAAAUACUAAAUUUGUUGAAAACGUUCGUUAGACAUACUGGCGCGCAAAGGGUCGGACGUGAUGGUUUUCGGUAAUAUCCUCCGGAAAACCUUCCGACUCGAGAUCACUCCUUAUAAUAUUACGAUCUUCGUGUCAUAUUCGAGGAUGUUGAAACAGCUAGUUCAAUGGUAAAUUGGGAUACUUGUCGGUUUAAAAAGCUUCUACGGACAAAAUACCUUCAGUUCUAGUACCACAGUAGGGUUUUACGGUUAACCGCGGACACAGUAUUUAGAGUCUGAGUAGAAUGGUGCGUAGUCAAUGGGUUUUACUGCGAUACUGGCUUUUUGCGAACGUGGUUUUCACCAGAAGUCAUACUCCGACGGUAAACGUUAAGUACAAGUUUUCUUUGAGAAUUUUCAAUUUAAUCUCGACGGUUCGUCGGGAGAGUUGAUUUAUAAUGCCAUGAGGAAGACCGAAAAACCGGAAUAAAUUUAGGCACACGACCUCGUGAGUUUUGUCAAAAUCAAUUUCUGUUUGGUUUUUUUUUUGAAAUCCUAUAACAGACAAACGGAAUUUUCAACAAAUAUGCUAUAAUUUCCGUCUUACCGUUUUCUAGACGGUGGUAAAAAAUUUCUUUCCAGCCGUCUUCCGAGUUAUUUAUAGUAGUCAUUCGAGACCGUCGAACAUUUGUCUAUCUUCUAUUGACGAAAUGGAUCUAGUCGACGGGUUCGGAAUAACCCGACGAACAAAUAACAAUACGAGCUGUUGUAAAGUACACCGCCACGAGUCGUAUGCACGAGUCGUUUAUCAUUAUUGUCUUUUAGGUAUCAAACAAUAAUAAUAUUAUUAUCGUAGAGUGAGAUUUUGCUUACUAGUGUGUGUGUCCUCCGCUAUAGAAAAUAAAUGGUUAACGAUGGAAUUAUAGUAGAUUUUGUAACAAAAUAUUAUAUCAUUCUUCUCCUCCGUCUUGGUUUUCAAUUUUCCCAUCGGUUUCCGUGCUUCUUUGCCAUAACUCAUUCAGUUCGGCUUUCGAUAACUUUUCACAUCCAUAUUUACACAUGUCUUCGGAAUCUGUGAUAUAUAUUCCAUUAUAGGUUCUCUUUUUUUCGAUUUUAACAUCCAUAUAGCCUUCAAUAAUCAUCAUCAAUAAAAAACCGUGGCAUGUGGUAUGUGACCUCACAUCUUUUAUUUUUAGAAAUUCGCCAUUUUCCCUUGUAGUUCUUGAUCACGAAUAACAUAUAGGUCACUUUUUACAGUAUUUAAACACUAAAGGGAGUAGGUACAGGGGUAAUUUUAAUGCUAAAAUAAAAUUAUUUUUUUCGUCGCAUGUGUUACCGCGGCGAUACGGAUGAAGUAAAAAUAAGUUAAAAAAAAAAAACAAAACAAAAAUAAACAAAUAAUAAGGUAAUUUGUCGAAGAACCAUAAUAGUUGUGAGGAUACGUACAUCGAGCAGUUUAUAGUUACCAUAGAGACUGAUUAUUAUUAGUUGAUCGUUAGAUUGUUGAUUCGAUAUAAACUUCAUUUAAAGAUAUGAACUUAUUAAAACGCCAAACGGGAAAAUUAGUUUUCAUUUUUUUUUUUUUUUUUUCAUAUUUUUCGGUUACAUAUUAUGGAAACGGGAAAAUUCGCGCGAGACAGCUAGUAUUAUGUACAGGAAAAAUAUUCUCAUUAGCGGGAAAGUGGAGUGACCAGAAAUGGUCCAAACGUUAAUGGGUAAAUUUGGUAGAUUCACUCGCGGAACUUUUUUCAAACGAGGGGAAAGUGGACGCGUAGUGAAUAUUCACUAAAAAAAAACCACGCCUUGUCAUAUUAUGGUUGUUAAUUAUUAUUUUGUUAUUGUACACAGAUAGCGUCGAUGUUUUUAACGGAUUACAAUAUUUCAAUAAUGGCAGACGCAGAAAAGCGUUUGACAUGUUUAACGCGGUUUUUUCAAGCAACAAAUAAAUCGAUAACAAUGCCGGCGAAAUUAUUUAUUUUAAUGUUCGCAAAAUACGGAAUUCGAUGUUUUACACGAUUACUGUUAUGUUUCAACAAAUACAAAUAUAUUAUAUUUAAUUCGAUUCGCUGCAAAAACAUAUUUAUUAAUGGCAUUUAUACAACGCGCACUCGAGAGAGAAAUAUUUUUUUUUUUAUUUCAUCAAAAUACAAGCAUAGAGUCAUUAUUAUAAAUCAAGUUAUUAUAUAUUUUUUUUCGUUUGGCCUCCACAAAUCUAAGAGUUUUUAUUAUCCAAAAAAAAAAAAAAAAACUUAUCACGCAUUGACCACGUAUGGAAAUUUCCAUUCCCAGAUUCUACCAUCGGGUCAUUAAAAAGUUUGUUAAUACAUCUUUUCCCGGAUAUUUCACGUGGUAUUUUCGUCCGGAGGCUUUCGUUUUAGCACAGAUCUAACAUUAUCGUUCUAUCCUUGUCCCGGUAUGUUUCAUGGCCUAUUUUUUUUUUUAAAUUUUUUUUUUUUCAACAGCUUAUAUAUAGUCCGUUUAUGGUCUUCUUGUUUCUAAUAUUUGAUUCUAUCUAUCGUCAUUCACACUCUUUCAAUCUCUCUCACUCCGUUUUACGGCCUAUAGUCACAAUACACGGUCUUUGUCAUGUCAUAUAUAACCGGUUUCCCAAUUGUAUACCUUAUUUGCAAAUUAUUUGUUAUUUCACCGUAAAUAUGGCCACCGAUUCUGCUUCAUAUAUUGUUCUAGAAUGACUUUUGCAGUUUCCUUUUUAUUGUCGUCUACGGUUCACAGCCGUAUAAGGGUUAGACUUAUGAUCGCUAUACAUAAAACAGCCUUUAUCAGCACGAAAAUUGUUUUAUCGGUUUUAUUCGAACAAUAUAAUAUGUCAAUAUCCCAGUAUAGGCGUAUGAUGCGGGGGGGAGGGGGGGGCUUAGGACAACUAUAUCUCCAAUCAGCUUUUGUAAUUAUGCGUCGUCUGAAUUCCAGUACCGCUUUUAUACCGUCGUAAUUCCGCGUUGUUCACUUUUUUUUAUAAUAUAGCCGAACGAUUUCAUUAAUUUUUUACAUAUUCUUCUUUUUAUCGGGAACGCUAUUUUGUCUACGUUUCCUUUGGUCGUCGUCCAGAAUUCGAGGGCAUACACAAGGGCACCGGUAUAAUAACCGCUGGGGUACUAUUAGGUAUUCGGUUUUAAUGAUAAUAAAAAUAUGUGUAUAACGGAAAAUUGAUAAUUGUCCCGGAUCGGAAAUCAAUCAUCUACUCUUCGGCGAGUUUCUCCUCCUCCGGCGUUGGCAGUUUGUUUUGUGGUACGUACUGUAUACCGCACAUAUAUUGCACCACGAUAUUAAUUUAUUAGUGCGUGCGUGCAUACCUAAUAUAUAUACAUAUAUAUUAUUAUAGGAUAUUGUUUCUAACUAUUCAAAUGUGAAACGCGAAAUUUUGACACGGGCAAUUAUUCAACCGCGGGGUCGUACCGCGUCGUAUUACACAAUGCGUAUAUUGUGACGAUCGGGAAAGAAACUUUGAAAGCGACACGAUAACAAUGAUAACAAUACUAAUAAUAGACGAUAUCGGUAUUUUAGACCGCGCGCAAAAGUCGCGAUAAGCGAUUUUCGUAUAAUGAUAUUAUUAUUGGUUCCGGCGGAUCCCGUUGUGCAGUUGUCGUUUCAUUUUCGUAAUAUUCUGUCGCAUACUCGCGUCUGUCUGGUUAGAAUAAUAUUAAAAAAAUAAAACAACACUCACCCGAUCGGUUAGGUUAGGUAAGGUUAACUCGACCGAUCGGUGAUCACUUACAUAGUGAGACAAUACAAAAUAUUACUAUCAUAGAUUUUCGGGGUUAAAAAAUAUAAAUGGAUUGGCUAACAAAAUACGUAGAUACCUAUCGAAUCGGCAUAGAGAUUAAAUAUAGCAUUUCUCAACCUUUGGGUCAAGAAAAAUUUCGUUUGGAUCACCACGACAUUUUAAACAUCGAGAAUAGGAUGUUUUGAAAAUUAAAACCGAGAAAUAGUUGUAAAAGUCAACGUAAAAGAUAAAAACUUAACUCUUCAUCGCGUUCGAUAACGUGACAGUGUGAAUUAUAAUUAUUUAUUUUAUUUAGUUAUUUUAAUUGAUAUAUGCAAGAGAGAUGUAGAAGGCGUAGCCCCAAAGAAAUUUUUAAUAGUUUUUAAAAAAAGACGCGGAUAUACUAGGUGAAAUUUUGGGAAAGUAGGAUUUAGAGGAAUCAAAUUUUUAUUUGUAUGUAACGAUAAAAUAUUGCGAAAAACGAUUCGGAGCGGCGUUCGAUUUUGAAAGUUCGUAAUAUUACGAAUAUCGUAAAAAUUUUAUAUUGAAUUUCUUCCUUUUGUUAAAUUUUCAAAAAUUUCUGUUUGGUCUAACAAUUUUAUUUACAGAGUACCUGCUAAAUAAAAACUACAUAAUAAAAAAGUUUCAAAAUUAAAAUGUCUUUAGAAAGCUUAAAAAUGGCUAGAGUAUUUUGAAAAUUUGACCACGUCUAAAAAAGAAAAAUUUAAGAUCUUUGUCUUAAUUUCAAGUUACUAAAAAUACGUUUAACUGAAUCGCAACAAUAAAUCAAAAUCGCAAAUAUUAUAUUACGUACAUUUUCUCGUUUUACCCAAGUUUUUUCUCGGUUUUUCUAAAUUAUUUUGAAAAUCCAACGAUAAAUCAAAAAAAUGAUUUGCUAAAGGUACUACUCAGGCAAACCUUUCUUUCUGAAAAGAUGCUACGCUUGAAAAUCGGAGCAAGAUUUCCGAUAGGAAAAUGGUUCAUAAAAAAAAAAAAAACAACACAAUAAAAGAUAAACAUUAUUAUAAAACCAAUACAUUUCUCGCUUCGCUCAGAAUAUAAUAGGUCGUAUGAAAAUUGGUAAAUAUCUUGAAUAAAAAUUGAACGGUCCUUAAGAGAAAGGGCUCGAGUCAAAAGCAGCUACACUUUACUGCAGGAGUGACUAAAAACUACAAAAGAACUUUAGCACUUCUUAUUAUGCCUUGAUAUUAUAUACGAACAAUGAACAUGUAUUAUUGUCAUAAGUCCAUUAUCACAAAAGAAAAAAAAAUCGAAUUAGACUCUUGUAAUAAUAAAAAAAACUAUAUGCCGUAAAUAACAGUGGUACCGUGGUUUGAAGUUUCAAAUGGUGUUGAAGUAAAAAAAAAACCGUCCAAAUAUUUUACUGUCUCAUAAAUAUUGCAUAAUAAUAUUUAAGACUUUGAACGACAGAGCCGAACAACAAACGUAUCGGUUUUACGUAUCAGACGUUUUUUUUUUUUUUUUUCUUAUGCCCUUGGCCACUUAUUUUAGUAAAUAUCCUCGAAUACUUAUACGCCACGUACUUGGGAAAAAUCUACAUUUUUCGCACGGCGGAAUUUCGUCCGAAACGUUUUUCUAGACUUGCCGCGGGUUUUUUCCGGGAAAAAUUAAAAAUUCUAUAGUACGCGAAGGGAUCAGACAGUCAUUCAAAUUUCUUUUGUCGGUAAUAUACUUGUAUUUCAUCUUGCCGAAACGCCGCUACCGAAAUAGAAAUUCCGUCGUUAUUGUUUCGUCGGGAAAUGAUUCGAAAAAAUAGCUUUUUACGCCUGAAGCCAGCCUACCGCGGAAAGCAAUCCGAGAUCGCAAUCGGCCACUGAACUUUUCGGCCGCUGCUUUUUCUUCUUUUUUUUUUUUUCUCUCUCCUGAUCAACGGGAUAAAGACCGCGAAAGGUAUAAGCUGACGGCUGAUUCGGGUUUCGCGCACGUCACCAAACGCGUAUUAAACGGGUCGUGUUUAGACAUGUCACGCGGGUGAUCCUUUGGUUUAAAUUCGAAUAAGGGUUUCGGUUAACCGGAUGGAGGAGGGGGGAUGGCUUGAUGGUGGUGUGCGAGGACGACGGUUUUAGAAACGUUUUCGUCAAGUACCUCAUAAGUUAUACUGAAAAAACAACGUAAAAAAAAAAAAAUGUGUUUGCUUGUGUUAAUACAAAAAAAAAAUAAAAUACACGACCCUAUUGUCUACCCAUACAUACAUACAUAUACAUGUAUACGAAAUAUAGUAUGCGCGCGGUUGUAUAAAAACGAAAUUCUCCGAGCUUUUAUCAAAAAUAACCGUUUGAAAUAUUCAAAUGUUCGAAAUUAUAAAUAUUUACCACGCGCGUUGGAUUCCGAUAUUUCAAAAAUCGACCGUCUGCGCAAUAAAAACGCAUAAUAAAUACGUAAACCCGAACAGUAACGGGCCGAAAAUUCUAAAAUCGAAUAUAUCGAAAAUAGGCGCGCGUUCGUUCGGCAAAUUAGUUUUCAUAAAAAUCCGACAUCGUUGCAGUCGCGUAUAAUUUACGUGUUUGUUUCAUUUUAAUGUUUAAACGGCCCGAAGAGGGAUAAAGAGUACGGUUGUGGUCGUUACGCAAUUGCACAACAGAUCGCGCAGUGUAAUGUUGCAUGUUCGAAUAGAGAAGAAGAGAGAGAGAGGUAAAAAUAGAAACAAGUGUACAACAGCGGAUUCGCCGAUCGAUGCGCGCAGGUUUAACCGAUAUUCGUUGUUGUAUUUUUUUUUAAGUAGAGAAUCGAAAAAAAAGAAAAAAAAAAGAGAAAUCAAAUUUAGAUACGUCGUUACAUGCAUCCAAAAGGCGACGCUUUCCGAACCGUGUUCGGUUUUCGAGCAUCGCGGUAUUAGAAAAAGGGCGAUUAUUCCACGCGUCGAAAGUUUGAAUUUUCGAAAGUCCGGGCGUAUCCGUUUCGGUUUCCGUUUGAAAAAAAAAAAAAAAAAAGGUAUUUUAUGAAGGCGAGUCGAUAAUUAUCGAUUCCCGUUCAAAUAUCCGUAGUAUGCGUACCCACUAACCGGUCGAAUCGGUUUCCGCUGUUCGCAGUAAGAUAAUACGCACAUUUCCCUUACCAUUCUUACAGGCUUCAGGGCAGCCAACAUGGAAUUGCUGAGAUUCGUACACGAGGAACGGUUCCGUGUUUUGUACUCGGUGUGUAUGACCGUGUAGACGCGCGCAUAUCCGGAUGGAUUGACGUUAUCCUAAUCGAUUUCGGUGUUUCGGCCAUACGCCGGUAUGACAUUAUUUUAUUUCCUCGAUAAUCGCGCAAAACACCGGUCGUAGUGCGACAGAGUUAAAUAAACGAAUAAAAAAACGUACUUCGUUACGUAGGUAAAUUUACCGUGCUUGUUGUAUAAACGCAUUUGUUAAACGGGAACCGAUUCGGCACGCGGGAUAUGAGCUCGGGAACCGAUUCGGAUACAUCCUAUCAGUGGCGCAUCUAGGAAUUUUUUCAAGGGGGGGGGAGAUACGAACAAAAACUAUUUUGUACAUUGGGAGCCAGGGGGAUAAAUAUCCCCUGGGAUAUAUGUCCCCUUGGCCCCUCCUCCUGUUUACACACCUAUCCGGUUUCCGUAAAAUGCACUUUUAUACAUGCUAUGAUUUUACUUGAAACUAUACCGACGUUUAUUAUACUAUACAUUUAUUUUCGUAAAAAGUUAGAUCACAAAACAAUAUCCAACUAACCAUAAACAUAAGAAUAAUAAACAAUAAUAGUACAUCAUAAUUAUCUAAUGUUCAUGGAACUGCUGAUAACUGUAGACUUAUGAUAACUAUAUUGACUACUACUGUCUACUAUCGACUGCAUAUUGAUAACGGAUUGAUUGAUUGAUAAUACCGUUACGCCGUAAUCUAUGACCAUGAUUAAUGGUUGAGGUCUCUGGUUAUGCCAUUGUCGAAUACACGAAUACGUAUCUGCCAUUCGCCAUAGUGUUAUCUGCCAUUCGUGGUUGCGGUUCAAGAAUCUAAGAGAAAAGCGAAAUUAAUAAAAAAAAACUCUGACGAGGGGGGGGGGGGGGUUAUAUCACCCAGAUCACCCUCCUUAAAUGCGCCACCGCAUCCUAUAGUUGGUCUUCCUCUGGGCAUAAUAAUUAAUUUUUAUGCGAAAUCGUACGCGAUCCACCGUCCGUAGUGCAGGUAAACACGAAAUAUUGUAUUCUCGCGAAAUAAUUUCGUAUUUCACGAACCGUCGUUGUCGUGACCGACCGAAAAACUUUCGAAACUUAUGAAAUAUUCAAUGAUAAUAAUAAUAAUAAUAAUAAAAAAAAACAAAGUAUUGAUUAAUUAUUAUAUUAUCGUCGGGCAGUAAAUGUGAUAAUACAUUUUAUAUAUUGUAUUCUUUUUUUUACACUUUCAAAGUAUUGUUUUUUUUUUUUUUUUUUUUUUUUUUUUAACGCGUUUUAAACGACAUUAUUAUAAGCGAGGUUUCGAUAUUCUUUUGUCGAAUUUUUCCCGAAAACCGAAACUAUCGCUGCACCGUUGUAUCGUGCCUUUUGUAUAUAUUUACUGAUCGUUUUCGCGAUAUACUUUCGGUCGCUAUUCUAUAACAUUAUAGCGGUUCCCUCCGGGCCAAACGAGCUCGGUACUCGGGGAAAAAAAGAUUUGUUUUAUAUUGGCGCGCGGAUUGAAUCGAUAAAAGUCUGGCCGGGUUCCGAUAAUAUGAAUUUAUUUAUCGCGUCACUGCAACGAAAGGCGUUCAUUUGCGGAGGGGCUUUAAACACCGACCCCCCUCAAAGAAACCGGGGUACGACAUUUUGUAAACGCGUACGCGGCACAGGACCUUUUUAGGUUAGCUACGGCGGCGGCAAAUGCCCCGGGCGACAUUUUUAAAAAGCUCAUUUUAGUAUUAGACAUUUUAAUUUUUGCUCCUUUUUCUCUCUGUCGUCUCAGAUGUGAUAGUAUCAUUUUUAGAUUCUGAUCGGAGCGAGGACGUAUUGGUUUUACUAUGACGUAUGCUAUUGUUUUCGCAUUUUUCGCGUAGUUUUUCUAGCAGAAUUAUCUCCGGUUCUCAAAAUGUGACUAGAGACCUUAUUACGUUUUUUCGAAAUUCGGAUCUGGUCGGUGUGUAAGACAGUAAUUCCCCGGGAAAACGACAAAGUUUACCUGCCAUUUUCACAGAGUUCUUACAUUAGCCUUUUCGAAACGUUGUAAAAUCACAAAUUUUACGAGUUUUGAGCAACUUGUAGACACAUUUGUCGUUCGAUACUUGUAUAUUUAUACCACGGCAUAAUGACUAUUGCCGUGUAUAAAUAAUGGCUAUGUCAAUCUCAUUAUAUUAUCAAAAUUAUUUAAACGUAUACAGUUUCAAUCGAGUUUCGCCGAUGAUAAUUGUUAUCCCGCGAUGGGUUUUACGCCGCACGUGACGCGAUAAAAAUUUCACAAAACGAGUCGAUUGGCCCGCACUGAAAUAUUCAUUUAUAGCGUCGCAAUAUUACCGUACGCCCGUAUAAACACGGCGUCUACGGCGCGAUAAAUCUAUCGCGAGCCACUCGGGAAGUGUAAACUUCUUCUCGAAAUCCGUUUAAAAGAACAUUCGAGAAACGAGCCGUUCUAAAAUUUAACAUUUACAUUAAUUUUUUUGUCACCCACCAAUUGCAAAUUACGAAUUCGUACACCGACAUUCGUUUUAACUUUAUUAUUGUUCCAUCUGUCCGUGGAAUUUUUUUUAAUCCGGUUCGCCAUUUGAACGUCAAAAGUGGGUACAGCACUUUCAAACGGAAAAGUUUGGACGGCGGAGAACGGCAUAAAUGUAAAAUUGCCGAACCGUGCUUGUUUCUAGAACGUUCUGCAAACGAAAUGCCGAAAAACCGUCCACGCUUACGGAGACGACGGGCGCCUUGUGACGGACACCGCGCGGCCAAACAUUCGGUCGGAAUAUUUCCGUUUCGGUUUCCCGAAAAGUCGCCGGAUCCGACUCGCGUCCGUUUCCGCGCGCGCCGCCGUACGCAAACGGUCGGCGGUGCGGCGCCGGGAAAUUCGGUGCGGGACAGCUCGGCCGUCGGCCGGCGUUUCCCGUUUCUCGUUUUAUUAACGCGCGCGCGUAUGUGCCGCGGGCGACGCGACCCCGGGCGCGAACCCCGCACGCGAUCUUACAACGCGGAGCACGCAAGUCCUUUAACGGGCCGUCGCCUUCCCCGUCGCGCGGCCCGCAUUACAAUAAUGCGCGAGCGCGCUGUGUCGCGGUACCGCGUAGACAACAGCGCGCCGCACGUACGUAAAGUGCGCGCGGUCGCGUACACCGUGACGCGUACACGCGCGUCCGCGACAAAAAGAGACGAUUUUUUUUUUAUUAUUAUUAUUUUCAUAUCUCGCAUUUUAUUCCCGGUCGCGUCGCACUCGCGAUCCGAAAACGUCAGCGGUUCCCCGCCUUACGCGCGCCGGGCGUGCGUUUUUUUCCCCCGACGCGCGCGGACUCGACGCCGCCGGGCGUUUUUAUUAUUUUUAUUGUUUUUUUUUUUUUUUCACCGUCGGACCGGAAACGGCGCCGGCCACGUCCCGCAGUCGCGUUCCGUAACGUUAUCGUCCGCGUUUCCUGAGCGUCCGUAACACGACGGCGGAUCGCGCGAUUGUUUCGUCCGGCGCGGACGUCGGUAUGGCCGUAGUCAAACAUCGAAUUUGGGUCGUUUGUUCGUUUUUUCGAAUUACGCACGUACGCGUGGAACUAGGUGUUUUUAUUACAUACCGUCGUCUUUGUCGCUAACCACGAAUUUCGUCUGUCGCCACCGGUGACCGCCGAUAUCGGCCGUCAGUUCGUCGCCACGGGCGGAUAGGUAAAUCUACCGAUGGCGCAUUAUUUAUGCGGACCGACAUCUUGGGUAAAUCGACAGUUUCAAUUCAGCCGCGUUCGUCACUACCAAGGGUAACCCGAGGACCGCGUUGGGGAUGUCCACCGGAAAGUACCCGUUGUCCCAGCAGGCCUAUACGAUCGUGGCUAUCACUGUUGUCGGCGCAAUACCGAAAAUCUGCACAUCAUCAGACGUUCGCCUUGAAAUCGUCAGCUGACCCUCAUAAUACCUAUACGUACCUAUCGGAUGUGGUUCGAUUUACUAUCGCAAACACAACAACUUCAUCACGAGACGAUAUUGUGAAAAAAAUAACCAAACUUAACUUACCGGCAAAAAACUGUUUCCGAUUUUUCCACGCCGCGCCAUAGUACAUUUCGUAAAUUCUCCCGUCUUGGCUACGUUUUUCCCAAAUUUUUCCCGUUUUUACGAAAGCUCCUGAAAAAAUAACUUUCUUAAAGUAAUUAUAAACGUCACUUGCAAAACCAACACAUUACUCGCUCCGUUCAGAAUCUUAAAUUUAAAACAAUUACAUUAUUCCAAGACUUAAUUCACAUUUUCCGCGUUGGGACGCGUCUAGUUUAGCGGACCAAACGCAUCAGUGUAUUAUUUCGCGACCUAUUAAAAUAUUUCCCUUAAUACUCUUAAGUAUGUAACUGAACAUUUUGUAGACGGCGAUUCGUCGUGGAAAACUGCGUCUUUACCGUUUUACGGGAAAAGCGGCCAAACUCAAAAUCGUAUUAUUUUUUCGUGUUUCGCACACUGUUCCGGUAUAGUACAGUAUUACAUCAGCGACGUUUUGUUCAAACGGUGUCCGCCGAAUUUCGUAUUUUUUUUUUUUUUUUUUUAGAAAGCAAAAGAAAAAAAAAACAAACCAACAAAACGGUUUUUGUACGACGAAGUCUAUCACGGGAAACCAAUAAAACCGCUCGUUUGUCGACCUCGCGCAUCGAGCGCACGCGUUGAAUGCGGUACACGAACGAAUUCGGAACGGAUCCGCGUUGAUGCGAUUGUAGCAUUCGAAAAUGGCGCCCGGACGUCCUUCGGCCGACGCACCGCCAACGCGAUUUCCCGCGUAAACACGGACAACUCGCGGGGAAAAACGAACGUUCGCGCGUUCCGAGAUUCCCGGCGUUUCCCGUCCCGUCGCCGUUUCGCGCGGACAAUGGUUUAACGGUACCGCCGUUGUUGUUAUCCGCGCGUGGCCGACGGACGUUUUACGGCCGCGGAACGGUAAAUGGCCGAUCGUAAAACGGCAAUAACGGUGCCGGGCGCACGACUCGCUGUCGUCACGGCGCCGUGUAAAAGCCGAAAAGCCGUAAAACAAUCACGCCAAAUGCGAUACGAAUAAUUUUCUUUUACGCACGUGUGUGUGUGAAGAGUCGUUUCCUAUUAUCGUUUUUCCCCCGGUCCGCGGUGUUACGGUAACAAUUACGGGCACACGACGGCACGACGACGAGAUACGAGACGACAACGGCGACACCUUCACCGGUCGGGUAUCGGGGUUUUCCGGAGUGGGGGGUGGUAGGGGAAACGGCGGGCACGGCGAUUCGGCGCCGCGGAGAACGGGCGUCCGAAUGUUUCGGGGGGCGGCGGGCGGUCACGGACGGGUGGGCACACGCUGCUGGUGGUGUCGUCGGACCGUUGUAACCGCCGGGGAUUCGUCGCGUUCGUGUAUGAUAAUAGCGUUUGUAAUAGUGUCGCCGAGCGGCGAGCAUUGGGAAAUCUCGAAUCUGGGAUCGGGUUUCAGUUGAAAACGUAACGAAAUGACAAACGAUACGUGAAACAAUCGAUUUUUGAAUUGUCCCGGACUAACUACUCGACAAACGUACGGAGUUUUGAACAUUAAGUUUUCAGAAUAAUAACACUAAGGGACGCUCGGUAGCAAAGGGGCACGUGUUUCCCCCUGAGGAAUACAAUAGUCCUCGGAAAUCGUACGACCCCCGCUUAAUGUUCGCCUCGCGGUCCGAACGCCGAGGACAACGAUAACGACAAGGAUAAAUGAUAACCGUCCGACGUUAUUAUAUUUAAUUGCAUAAUUGUUCCGUCUUGUCGAAAUCGUAGGGCCGCUUUCGUUCGUUCGUUCAUGCAAACGCCGCGUAGAUUUUCGUGUGCAGCGUGGUAACACGCGACACAAAAAAAAAAAAAAACGGUUCUUAUCAUAUUUAUCACUCGCCGCGAACAGUUCGGAAACACUACCGCGUAAAUUAGUUGUUAAACUAAAGCUUGGCGCUACCAGCGGAAUUAUUUUGAUUUAUCAGCGAUAGUAUUCUAUAAUAUCAUUUCAAAAAAAAAAAAAAAAAAAAAUAAAUAGAAUUUGUCGGUUUUGUUUAAGUUAACUUUUGAGAAUUAAACAAUAAAUAAACAAAAAAAUUCAAUCGUUGCGCUCUGUAACGUACUAAAGCAUAUUUUAAUAAGUCCCGCGUAUCGUGGUAAAAAUCAACGAUAGGUGUCAAAUUGAAAAAACAAAAACGUGACUUCGGAGUACGCGAAAAACAUUUAAAACCCAAGGGUGUCGUUAGCGAGAGGGGUCCGAUUGUCCGGGGUGAAUAAAUAUUCGGUUAGGCACAAACCCCUCGUAGUAUUGUCCACAUUCGACGAUGUUACGCAUUACGAGAUGACGUUUAAAUGUUUUCUCGUUCUGCGAUAUUACGCGUACGAAGCAAUUGCGAAAUUAUCGCCUAAUGGAAAGUGAAACGGGAUUAACCAGUACGAACGAGUAAAAAGUCGAUUGAUACGAAUGAAACGUUGUUCUGCACCACGGUGUACAAUAUCGUUCGCUCCGAAUACAGGGUCGUCACGCCUCCUCAAUGGUUUACCGCUCGUUAUUGCCGUCGGUUACAAUUACUCUAUUCGUAUUUUGCUCCGACGUCCGCCUGGAAAGUACACGUUACCGAGGACCGAUUGUUCUGUCACCGGGACGCGGAGCGCUAGUGUCCGGUUUAAUCGGCACGGUAGGUUUUCUCCCGCCCCGCGGCGUCCAUUAUCCCGACUUUAGACAAUACGGCCUCGUGCCGCGGAUUAUCGCGGUUAGGCGCGGACGGGCAACGCGAACCAACGGUUGAGUAACGGCGCACCGCGGCGUUUGUGUUUCAGGUACCAGAAGGAAAAAUGCGGAUUCCGCGGCGAAACGGCCGGAUCGGUUGUGAUAGAGUGGUGGCGCCGGUUCCGGCGGUACAAUGCACGCUGCCAGCACCGGUGGCGGUCUCGUUUGUUUUGUCGUCAUUUGGCUGGUGGUGCUCGCAGUGCUGGUCAUGACCGCAGCCGGCGCCUCGUCAACGUCCGCCGCGGCCACCGCCACGGUCACCGCCACGGUCAACACCACCGCGGCAGUCCACAGUACCACUUCUACUACUAGUACUACGCCGCGGUCGACCACGUCGGCGGACGACGCGGCCGCGGCCAAACGGGCGUUGGCAGCGGAGAAAAACGCGACAGCCGCAGCCGACCGCAAAACGGCCUGCGAGGUGGUGCGCGUGUCUGUCCGGAAGCCGGCGUGCUCCGGUCAGAUCAGCGAGGGCCCUGGCCCGCCGCCGCCGCUGAGACUGCCACCGUCCAGGUGUCCCGCGGCCACGUGCGCCGCGUCACGCGUUGACCGGUCAUCCGAUAACAAUAAAAAUAAAAAUAUUAAUAAUAAAGAUAACGUUAAUAAUUACGAUAGAAACAUUAAUAAUAAUUCUAAUAUUAAUUCUAACGAUAACGGUAAUAAUAAUAAAAAUAGUAAUCAUCAGUGCCUUGAAUACGUCCGUCCGGAGCUCAUGCCGGAAAUGUGCCCGAGCGACCCGAUCGCGUACAUCCGUCCGGGCCGUCUGUCCCGGUACCGGCUCCGGCACUGUUGCCACCACACCGUCGAGUCGGUCGUGCAGAGGCCGUACCGCGACAGGAGCUCGUGCGUGGAACGGGUGAACGAAGCCAUGCGCAUGGACAGCGUCGCGGCCGCCAUGUCGUGUCAGUUCGACGAGGUGUUGGCCAGGUACGAUUGCAAGCAGCAGUACUCGGCCAAGACGUGCGAUUCGUGCAAGGUAAGCGUCCCGUCCCGUGCGCGGCGCGCGCGUUACAAUUAUCAUUACAAGUGACUCCUCGUCCGAACGCUAACCGCGAUCGGCGUGCGUCUGUCCGCGAAACGCGGCGGUGAGUCGUGAUUCACCGCACAUUUUACAGCACAGCCCGUUUGGUGGCGGUACGUUUCGUCUGACGCACCGUUACACACGGUGGAAUUUCAAAGUUUCGAAAUACCGGAGAGAUUUCGACCGGAAGUGCGGUAUAAAAAAAAAAAAAAAAAAAAACGCGCAAUUCAAUUCCGAUCGGAACAAUAUCGAAACAUUAAAAUCCAUAAGAAUACGUCACGUACCGUGGCUCUUGCGAUUGGACAGUCGCGAUUUUCAGAACAUUAUGGGCGGGUGGUCGUAAGCCGCGGGCGGGAGCGAUGAUCGUCCGGCCGGAAAUCACCGGGCCGAAAGUACAGUAGCAGGGGCAGCUUGGAUCGCUGCUUUAAAUUGCUUAAAAGCUACGGACAUACUUCGCACGAUGGGCGGGACACUGUUGUAUAGUGAGAAGUCGGGAAGGUAGAAGGGAAAUUGAACGUACGCAAAGAUUAACCAUUAAUAACGGAAUACGAUUCCGAACGGAGUCCGGUUAUACAUGUUUUGAGGGGUGUUUACGGUUUGAAAAUAAUACAUUUCGUAAAUUCUCCCGGUUUUUCUCAUUUAUUAUGAAUGCUCCUGAGAAAAUCAAACUACGACUUCCUUAAUGCACUACUCCAGUCAGAUUUCCUUUCACAAAAAGUGCUAUACUUGAAAAUCGGAGCGAGAUUGCCUGUAGAAAAGUUGUUUACAGAAAAUAAAUAAAUAAAUAUCAUCGUAAGAUCGAUACGUUCCUCGCUUCGCUCAGAGUAUUAAAGGAUUCCCUAACAAUCAUCGUUACUUUUUAUAAAUUUAGGGCGCUACAACAUUAGUUUUUUAUUUUUAAGAGUAGUGCGCUACUUUUUUCCCGAUUGACGUUUUUCUGACGAGAGAAAAAUGGGAUCAAUACGCUUUCCCGACACUAUUAUCCCGACAGUUCAUUUGUCCGAUAAUACAUUUUACAUAUUCUUACUGUACCGACGCAAUUUUAAUUAUUUUUUUUAUUAAUACGUAAUAUGUAUUCAAUUAUUGAAAUUUUAUAACUGUGUCCGAAACGUUUGAUUUUGAUUGUGACACUGAACAGUGAAAUAAUGUAAUGUUUUAUUUGAAUUUUCGAAUAAUUUUCGACACGGACGUAUUUAUAAAAAAAAAAAAAAAAAAAAAAAAUUCUAUACCGUCGGACGAACGUACCGAGUAGUGUAAAAACGUGACCUGUGACCUUUACCGAGGUCGUUUUUCGAUUUUCCCGGCUGUUUUCACAAACCGCUUUCCGAACGGCGAGACCGCGCGGGUCGCGGUAGAAUUUCGGGGGAAAUUUCGGGCCGCGGUUCCGAACCGGUUGUCUGGAACCCCGCCGGGCCAACGCGUACAUUUAACGAAACCCUCGCCGAUUCCGCAAUAUUCCGCCGCGUAACGCGCGCCCCGCGGCGCAGGUCCGUCGGAUGAGCGAUGGAAAAAAAAAAAAAAAAAAAAAAAACAACCAACAACAACAGCGACUAAACAACCGAACAACGAAAGGCCCGUACCUCCAGCUCGCCGCGGUCCGGCGCGCCCGGCGUUACGCCCGACGGCGGUUACGGCGCGCGUACGACGCGGCGCGCGCCCCGAAACGCCUCCGUCUCGCGCCCGGCUCCCGUGCCCGGCGGACGGGCGGCGGCCGUCGGGCGGUAUUAGAAACGUCACAUUAAACCGAAAAUCCGCAGCCGCGAGAAACCGCAAGUUUGAUCAUUAUUUACUCGCGGCAGAAACGUUUGCAUUAAUAACGAUAUUAUUAUUAUUAUUAUUAUACGUAUUAUACGGCUGCACACCGGUACAUGCCGGGCGCGCGGCGUACAGUUUUACGUUCGAUAUUUCAUUGCCUCGCGAAAACGCCGCUCUCCCUUACGAUCCUCCACCCCUCCGAAAUAACUAUCCUUCCGGAAGAGACCGAGAUCGAGAUUUUCGAUAUUAUAUAGUUUUCUAACGUCGUCGCAGUCGUCGCAGUCGUCGCCGUCGAAAUCUCUAAACUUUGCCGCUAAUGGCCGCCGAACGGGACCGCCUCGUCGCCGCGGGAAGACGCUCUAUCGAUUCGGUACCCAGUCUUCUAUACUUUCUCACUACUCUCACUCUCCUUCUCUCUCUCUCUCUCCCACUCUCUGUCUCUCUCUCUGUCUCGAAAUAUAAGAGUUUAUAUAUAUAUAUAUAUAUAUUGUACGAGGCAACGUUUUUGGCGGGACGCCAACGAAUCCGGUCCGACGACAUUUCGGGCUACGAUAAAAAUAAUUAUUUUCGCUACGAAAAUUAUUACGCGGCCGCGUACGCGAUAUAUUACACGUUAUGUCGUACGGUUAAUGUUUGAAAAUAUCGGAUAACGUCGACUUUCGGUUCGGUGUUGCCGAUUUCGCGUUGUCUCGGUGUUAACGGCGAAGAGCACAAUCGAACACCCACGUACAAGUACUAUAAGACUUGCCGUACCUAACCCGACGGAACGGAUCGGAUCGGAAAAGUCGGGAAAAAACCGAUUGCGUACGUUCAAAUAGGUCUCUCCGCACAUUAGUUCGAAUCGGAUCGGGAUCGUCACGUCAGAACGGACCGGAACGCGCGUUGUUUCGUUUCAAGAACUUUUUCGCUGCUACUAUCACUCGUUUUUAAAAAUAAAAUCGUCUUUUAAACAACUAAUUGGAAGCGUGACUGUCGGUCACUACAAAGUCCGACACACGACUGACCAGAAUAUCCCGAUACGAUCCGAUGUAGUGUGCGGACUUGUUUCCGUUCCGAUCCGAAGUAGUGUGCGGCAAACUUAUGAACGCCGUCGGUUUAUUUCCGACGAUUUCAAAUGGUUAAGUGGGAUGUGACGAUUUUUUUAAAAUUCUAACCGAUACACACGUAACUCGCUAGCGAAUUUAAAAUACCGAAAAAAAAAAAAAAAAAACCAACGGGCACAGAACCCUACUUAACGUUUGAUUGCAGGCCGAUUUGCGCUAAUCGAAUUAAAACCGACGGCGCGAAUCCGGUCAUGCCGAACGAAAAGUCGACGUUAUCCGAUUAUCAACAUUAUUGGCCGUAACGCGGAAAAGCUAUUUCGAAUUUCACGUUACGGUCAAAUUUCCCGUGAGUUAUUUUUAUUCUCCUGAUAAAUGACUCGUGCGAAAACUUUUCGGAAUUAUCUAAACGCAGUUAUAUUAUAGUGUCCACGGUUUUCAGGGCGGUCGAAACGGUUACCUAUUCUCGGUUUUCCAACAGCGACCCAAAAUAAAAGUUCGAUAAACAAACGGUGUGUCACUGUUCACAGUUUAUGGGACGGGGCGAGUAGCGGAGCACUGUUUGAAUACCGCCGCACGAAUUAUGCUCCACUACCCUUCUCUUAUCCAAAACACCCCCCUCCCCCUCCUCCCAAAAGCAUGUAACGUCUCGUCGACGGGUAGACGGAAAUCGAAAACGUCACCGCCGAAACGUGUUCGGACCGAUAGGAGUUGGCGGAAUUUCCGGGCGGGACCCGUUUCGCCCGAACAUAUUUUAGGCAUUUUAAAAUAUUACAAAGCGGCAAAGGUUUUAAUCGAAUAAUGUUAACAUUUUUAACAGUUCAGUAGUAUAUAUUACCAUACACAGUGGCCGCCGUCAAUCGAAAUCCGAAUCGCAUUGUCGUUACACACUGUUUAAAAACGUUUUUUUUCCCAUUUUAAUUACGGUUACGUUUACGAAAAUCGCUCGAGAUAGAAGCACGGCGGUUUUCAACCGUUGCAAUUAUGAUUAUGCCCCGGGGAAACGCGCGCAACGACGAAAACCGUUGGCGGUGUCACGUUCGGUUGUGGCGAACGGAAAAAGAAUAAAAGAUAUUUUAAAUUCCGACGUACGUCGUGUUGCGCUACCGAAAUAAACCGACAAACAGCGAGUGGUUCUUGUAAACGCAAAGCUUCUGCGAAUCUGUAUACACUGUCGAAAAAAACUAUUUUAAACGAGUUAUCAUCAGAAAACACCCGGUUUAGACUUUGACACGGUUCUGGCGCGAUUAGAAAAACCGUUUUUAGAAGCGGGCGUAUAGUUCUUCCGUUUAUCCCGGCUAUCGGUGAUCGGGAUAAAGAUCUAAACGCGACUGUAUAAUGUCACAACUUGUUACAAUUGUUACAACCAAGUAUAUUGUGAUGGACUUUUGGAAAAAUUAAUAAUUUAUAUUACAAAUGGCAAUGUAUCACCUGACAACAAUACGUACAACGGUUACGUUGUGUCGAAUUCGUGAUAAAUUUUGUGGACAAUACGAUUAAAAACCAUUGCCGAAACGAUUUUGAAAUGCCGAAAAUACGUUUGGACGAGACGGGUCGCCGUUCGAAAACCCGAAAACGGGUAACCGCGUCAGUUUCCCACUCGGACGGGGGCGUACGAAAAUACGGCGCGGCGUACGGACGUUUGAGAAUAUUCGGAAAAGUCUUGUACGCGGGUAGGCGUUCGGCGGCAAAAAACAACCGUUUCGCGGGAAAUCCGACCGCGACGCGAAAUUCGAAAGGCCCCCCCCGGCGCCAAUGAUUAAUUAUCAGCGGUCGCGCGCGCGGCGGAUCCGUGCCGUCGACGAGUCCGUUGCGGGAACGCCGUCGACCGAGACGGGAGAAAUCCUUGAGACACGCGUCCGGAACGCGCUGCGGUUGCACACACGCGCGCACGCGCACGCGCACACACGUACGCCGGACCGCGUACGCGGGCACGCGGACCUUAGCGACGCGGCAUCUCCCGGGGGCGUUUUCACGCGUCACGGUAUUCCGGGACGGACGGGAUGUGCGGCGGGAGGGCGGUGGAGAGCUCCGGCGCGGCGGCGUCGGCGCGUGAUUUAUGUGGCCGUUUCCCGACGAGGCGGUACAAUAAUAAUGUAACGUGAUUUUUAGGGGGUAGGGGUAGUGGUAGGGGCGAGGGCUGGGGGGGGGCGACGACGUCGUACGCGGGUCGGACCGCCGCGCGCCCGGCGACGCGUCCGCAUCAAGGGGCGACGGUUAUUAUAAAUGGACGCGUCGAUGCGAUAUUAUCACCGGGCCCGAAAACGUCGCCCGCGAAAAAUCCCGCCCCGCGUUAUAUUAAUAGCAUCGCCGCCGUCACUGUUAUCACGCGCCGGCGUGCGCAUUGUCACGGGCGUCGUUCGCGACCGCGCGCUUUCCACGCGACCUAUUGUCCCGCGCGGCGGAUUCCCCCCCCCCGUGCCCCGUUUUGUAGAGUGUCCGCCGCGGCGUUUCCCGACUUUUUGCGCCCGCUGAACGUUUUCGGCGACUCGAAUAUCCGCCGGAACCUUCGGAACCUUUUUUUUUUUUUGCUUGUCGUUUCGUUUUUUCCCGCAAUCGCAUAACAACGCACGCGUAUUUUCCGGACACCGAAAUGAACGGGCGGUCCGAGACCGCCGGCGACGUGUUCGUAAUGCCACUGUCCGUGGCAUACCGCGCGGCUCGUCAAUUUCGAUUGCAAAAAAAAAAAAAAAUAUUCAAUUCGAAAAUGCGUCGUUUACAUCGUUUUAUUUUUCCCCGAGUUCUUCGCGGCACCCUCGGCGCCCGUUCACGGAACGCCAGUCGGGAGACACUCCGUUACCGGGUCGACGGCCGCCGCCGUUCAGCCGACCGCACGCGCUUUCGGCGGACGCCGGAUAACUCGGCGGUCGCAUACGGACAACUGCGUAACGCGUGGGUAAUUUUAUCCGGAUUAUCGUUCAUAGGUGCGAUCAUAUGGACCGCCGACUACGGGGGCGCCGAAUUUACGGACACGUCAAACACCCGCGGGGGGGCGGCGUGCAGGCUGUGCCCCGUUCACACUGCUCCGACGAAAUUGUCGACUUCACCCGCGAUUCGUAAUUUCGUACGUACGAAAUUCGUCGUAACUGUUUUAACGUUAUUUUUCGUAUGCACUCGUGCAGCAUCAGAUUCCGUGGGAAACGCGUCGUCUAUAUUUUGUUCUGCUCAUUAUUUAUAGAACGCAAGGGGAAAAUGUCCGAUCGUUACUACACGAAAAAGCCGAUUGGAUUCUUUUUUUUUUUUUUGGUGGGGGGGGUUACUAAUUUUGAACUCCGGGGUGCUAAAGACCCCUUAACGGGCACCCAGUUGCGUCCGUGUUUUCGUUUGGGAACCGCACUCCGGUCGAUUCGAAUAGCGAAUAAAACUUUCCGGAUCGUCCGCGAAUCAGUCGAAUACGAAUUUUUCCGAAUAAGACGCGCGUUAUAAAACGCGCGCGCCACAUUAAAUUUCAAACACCGACCACGAAAAUAUUCGAAACGACAUUUUCGGUGUACUCGCGGUCCAUCGACCGGUUUUUUUUUUUCUUUGAUUUCGCAUUACUAGAGUUUUGCCAACCAUUCAAUUUUUAAAAAUCGGGACUUUUUCCAAUACGAGAAAAUUGUAUUUUAAUUUUAGUAAAAUAAUUUUCGGCGUACCGUUUAUCACACUUUCUAUUCGCUAUUUGCGUGGUGUUGCACAUCCGAUUUAUCUCUGUGAGACAUUAAAAAGUCUCUCCUACAUGGUUUAAAAUGACAACGCAAAAAUGCUAUUUUCCGAUUUUCGAAGACGGGUAUUAGAACUCAAUUACAUUUCACAAAAAUUUCAAAAACGUUUUACCUUUUUCGUCGGACUAAUUUGUUCUCCGGAGUCGCUCAGUUUAUAAUAUGAUCAUAAUGUAUAGGUACACGCCGAUCGCACACGCGCACAACACGAACAUACACGGCGAACCGGAGCGGCUCAUUCCAAAAAAAAAAAUUAUCGUGCCCGUAUUAAUGAAACGACACGGUUGGGGAAAAAUAUACGGAUAAUCAGUAACGAUUCGGGCACACGAUCUUUAACAGCAAUCCGUCGGAUGACUGAUACCUUUUUAUCAACGGUACUUUUUUUCGUUUAAACAAAUGCGGAAAAUAUGUAUUUUCAUACAAGUCUGUGCGUAUUGUGCGCAUUGUAUCUCCGCCGAACGAACAAAAAGGAAACGCGUAAAUCCGAUUGACGAAAUACAAAAAAUGAUAAGUAAAUAUUAUGUCGAGCCGGGCGCGCCAUACGUGUAAUGACGACAACGGCAAUAACGACAACGACAAUAACGACAACGACAAUAACAACAAUAACAAUAACAAUAACAACAACAAUAAUUUUAUUAUGUGCGUGAUGCGCGGAUGACGUUUGCGUUUAUUCGCCGUGCGCCUAUGACGCCCGCCCCUAUUAUUAAUAUGCGCGUCGUGCACGCAAACGAUUACGGAAUAUAUCCCAAUAUCUGAACCGGAAGUAAUAUGCGUUUUAAAGAGGGUUUUUUUUUAAUUAUUUUUUUAUAUUUUUAAAUAGAGCUCCGAAAUCACGGGUUAUUGAUCUCGAAAGUAAUUAAAGUAAUCAAACGGAUAAAUGAAAACGUAAUAGGAUACCGGACAUAUUUCGCACGAUUGGCGGGCCACUGUUAUAGGCGAGAAGUGGUGCGGGUAGAGGGGAAAUUUAACGUAAUACACGUAUACGCAACGGUUUAAUAUCGCUACACGAAACAACGGUUCUGGACUGAGUUCGGCUACGAAAGGACACGGAAGGCUAUAGUAUUUUAAAACAUUAUGCCACGUAAAUUUUCCCGGUGUUUCUACGUUUUUUCCCAUUUAUUACGAACACGGCUGGGAAAACCACAAACGAUCUCCUUGAAGUACCGCCCCGGUCAAAUUCUCCCUCAGGAAAACCGGUACAAUUUAAAAUUGCCGGUGUAAAACAUUGUAAAACCAAUAUGUUUCUCGCUCCGCUCAGAAUCUAAAACGGUUCUUAAUGGUUAGUUUCUGACCGUUAGGAUAUUAGACGCGCGUAAAAUGUCGGAAACAAUUAACGGGAUGAAUUUCGUAAGUUCGUCGAGGGCGCUUUCCGUGUCCGGAGAUACGGACAAAUCGGUGGUUUCACGCGAUUCUGGACGACGAGUUGAUCGGAAAGAUCGGCUCGGCGUUUAUCGCGCGUACGGUUGGUGUUCAGUGGCGUGAUCACGCAACUCCCAAUGCCCGUGCGAAACACUCUGUAUCAACCGGAUCGAGGACCGAGCGCACGAAAUCCGAUUCGGCGUUCCAUCGCUUGAAGCACUAAGUAAAGGAAAAGACCGUCGCCUAUUUUCGUGCUACGCCUGUCCGAUCAUCGCUCGUAUUGCCUGAAAAAAAAAAACAGUCGCACUUUUCUUGUACUCCCUUUUAAAUAGGUCUUGAGCCCCGAUCCGGACGCUGCCGGCGGACCCGUGACUCAAUGCCCGUCGUGUCGGCCGCCCUAUCGGUACGCCACCCGCGGAGGCGUUCGCCGAAGAGAAAUGGUUCGUGGUGACGCCGUCAUUCGACGGGUUUGUCGGUACGCGAUAUUAAAAAAUUACACCGUACGGUAUUUCGGUUAUCACGUUAUCGUAUCGCGCGAUACAAUAAUAUUGUUACUAGCGAGAAGCUACGAACGUGUUCACGACACCGGAGUCAAGAUGAUUUUUUUUUUUUUUUGGUUUUUUGUUCUUCUCACGGCUCAUAACGGUUCAACUGUGACGCGCACUGCUCUUUUCCGUUCGCAGACCACUUUUAUACCGGAAACGAACGCCAAGAGACGUUUUUCCUGUCACACAUUGGAUCCGUUCGGCACGCCGACGGGGUCGUUUUUCCAUUUAUCCCGUAGCCCAAACACUCGGACAAAUCCGACAACGUCUCGUCCGAUUUCCAUUCAUUGUUCCGGACUCGUUUCGUUUAGCAACAACGGGCGGUUAUCGAUGCUCCGCUCGGAAUCGUUUUUCGCAAGCGAUAGUCGAUCGGGCGGCUACGGAUGUAAAUUAAAUCGAUCAAUACUCUUGCCUUCCGACAUCUCUCCCAAAACAGUGGCGCGCCCGUCGGCAGUAACGAACUUUUUUUUUUGUUUUUCAUUUUCCAAACAUAAUACGAUUAUUUAUACGAUACUAGAGAAAAGUUUAGAUUUCUUUCUAAAAACAAUUGCCAGCAUAUACGAGAACAACUUUUCGUCCAGCCCAUAUUAUUAAUACUAUUGUUAUACAAUACUACUUCUCGGGUUUUUUUUUUGUCAUAAUGUCCUGUAUACAGGAAGACAGGAAGGGGGAGAAGGAAAGUUAUACACUCCGUUAUUGGUUUUUACUACCUAUCGGUUUGCUUCGACGAUAACCGCUGCUGGUUCUGGGUUAUUAAUUGUUAUUAUUAUUAUAUUAUACGCUACAAGAACUCGGGGCAUUUUUUUUUUCUAGUCAAUACCCGUUGCUCGUUUACUCUCCUCUCCUUUAAAAAAAAAAAAAAAAAAACCCGUCGGCACUUUACCCGGCUACCCUCCUCCUUUCGUCGAGAAGAGUAUUUCCGACGUAAAACAUAUCAGACGUUUCGUUACAAAACCGACGAAUUCGGUCAGUUACCGUAAAUGUUGUGGCGGACACUCGGCGAACAAAAACUUACUCCGGCGGGUGUUCGGUGGACUUUACUGCGUUUCCGUACGGACUCAGAAAACUUUCUUCUUGUUCUUCGAAAAAACAUAUUACUAUGGUAACACACGUGCAGUAUAUUGUACGCUAAUUUCAUACGGCCCGCAGACAAGUAGGCAGAAAAUGACGAAAAUUGAAUACGAUAUUUUAGAACCGUAAUAUUUCUUAUUUUUGUCAUUUUUAAAUUUUAACAAUAUUAUACGUUUUGGAUUCCGAGCGGAGCGAGGCAUAUAUAUUACAAUGAUGUUUAUUAUAAUUUUUUUUUCUAUACAAAUCUUUUCUACCAGUAAUUUUGUUCUGAUUUUGCAAGUAUAGCACUUUUUCUGAAAUUUUUUGACUUUCCCGGAAUUAUCUCUAUGAAUGGAAAAAUCGGAAAAAUUUACGAAAUGUAUAAUUUCAAAAUCUUAAAUACUAUAACAUUUCCAAACAUGUAUAGUCGAAAUCUAUUCUGAAUCGUUUUUCGAUAGCAAUGAUGAUCGAUUUUCGCGUGCAGAUAUACAUUAAAUUUUCCCGUAUACCCUACAAUCCCGAAUUUUCGCCUAUAAUAGUGGCUCACCCAUCGUCCGUAUUUUUUUUUUUGUUCUGGUUUAUCAUUUGUAUUCACCGGUCUUUACCGACAACGACUGUUAUACCGAUUACGAUAUCUUAUCGCUCAUGUUUUUAUUUGUAAACCUUUGUGUCGGACGACAUUCAGCCGAUUUCACGUCUACGACAGUUCGUCAAUCACCCGUCGUGACCCGUUUUUUCCGUGUCGUAUUACGCUGUUAUUGGUUUAUUUUUUUUGUUUUUUUUUUUUUUUGAACCGCUCAAAUUUAUCUCAUCCGUUUAGUGGACGGUUAAACAAUUUUCGAAGGUUUUACUGUCGGAUACGCGGAACAAGAGAAAUGUCGAAACUAAAAGCCGCCGAACCGGCCGCGCACGCGUGUCCGUCGUCGUCACAAACGGUCAUUUUCGCACGGGACGGAAGGCGACGACGCGCGUGCCCGCGUCCGUGAUGAACCGGACGAAAACUCCACGUUUACGAAUUCGUCCGCGGCCGUCGACGGAGCGGCGGGGAAACGAAAUGUCCGGGGCCCACAGCGUCGCGACGCUGCGAAAUCACAACGGAACGUUUUUUUCCCGGGGAACCGCGGGCGCGGGCGCGGCGCCGUAACACGGCGGGUACGGCCCGCAGCGUUGCGUGUUUACGGCGGACCGGCGUGCGAACGGAACCGCGUAAUCGAUUCGGAUCGGCCGCGCGGGUGCCGACGGCGCGCGCGUAAUAAUAAUAAUAACGAUAACGAUAACGCAAUGCACACGUUCGCAACGCACGGGGACGGACGGACAGCCGUUUAUCGGCCCUCCGGGGUUAAACGGCGUUGGCGAUUUAAACGCGAUAAAUUCACUCCGUUCCGCGCCCCCCCCCCUUUUCGUACGGGCGGGGGGGGCUUGUCAUGAUUGUUGUUAUUAUUGUCAUUACAGCCGCCGCCGCUGCCGCCGCCGCCGUUGCUCCAUACGCGUGCCGCGGUAUUUAAGUGAAAACGCGGGCGCGAACGGUUCGAGUUCCGUAAACUUUAUCGUCCGGUUUUACCGCGUCGGAUUUCGUAUCGAUAAAACGCAAUCGUAACGGCGCGAAAACGGUAGGUAGAAAAAAAAGAAAGAAAAGAAAUAAUAAUAAUAAUAAAAAAAAGAAAAAGAAAACCCGCGUCGUUUUUUUUUUUAUUCCCGUUUUCAAACUGUGCAUCGUCUCCGGCGCAUGGUGUUCGGCGUUUACAUCGUCACAUAAACUGUAACGCGAAACAUUUCAACCGCGCGUAUUCAGAUCUACGACAAAAGUGUUUUUUAUGGACGUCGGUGUGUAAGGGGGAGGUGGUAAAUUUCGAACAAAUAAAAAUUAACACCAGAUCCGAAUAGUAUUUUUUAAGCAACUCUUCGAAAAAUUCGAUGUUAUUUUUACCUCUUCGAACAUUUGAAAACGAGCGACAUUUAAAACUGAAGUUCAAAUUAUUCAAGAAAAAUUAUCUCGGUUUAUUAUUUGAGUUUACGAUACACAAUUUAACGCGGACAGUGGCUUAAUCACGAUGUGGGAGGGAAGUCGCGGUUUCCUCCCGAAAUUUGAUAUUUUUUUUUCUACGAGUUUUACGCAAUACGUGCAUAAAGUGUAUUGCAAUUGUUACAGACAUUUACUCGAGAUCUCGAAUACUUGCAUACACAUCGCGCUCGUCAUAAAUUUAGUAGUUCACUAUCUCAAAAGCCCAUCCGGAAAUCCAUUUGGAAUCCGUAACCCCUCUUCCCCAUUCAGAAAAAAAUUCUGGUCGUGCCACCGGACGCAGUAAUAAUAUUAAAUUUUCAAAUAUUAGAUCAAUUAUUCAAUUAUAUUGAUUACUAGAUAUUUGUAUUGGCCGAAAACCGACGGAGAUCCGUUGUUUUGGACAUUUCGACCGUCGCGUUUAGUGACUAGCGAGUAUAAACGACCAGCGAAACUGAUCCGUGCUUACAAACCGUACCGUAUAAUAUUAUACGCACCGCUCUGAAUUCGAUCGUCGUAUCGAUGUACGGAAAUGAAUUGACAAAUGGAAAAAAAUAAAACCACUCCGACUACUACAGUUUACGCGGGCGUAUACAAAUCAGCCUUGGAUUUCGAUUUCUAAUGUGGAACGAAUAGAAAAAAAAAAAAAAUCUAUAUAAAUAUUCGUUUUACACUUUCGUAUCGUCGUCGAGGCGAUCGUUAAAAUCGGAUCUGCGCGUUUCCACGCGGAAUAAAAUGCGCCACAAUACGUUUGCGAUGGGUAUGCGUGAUCGUUGUAACGUGAGGUGCGGCAGAGAAUUCAAUUUAUGCCAUUAAAUUACCAUUGCCGAGUAAUAGUGAUUGCGAGCAAAGUUCCGUCGAAUAAUGAUUCGAAAUGCCGCGAAAUCACCGCAAAUUUUACGGUAAAUCCGUUUUCGUUUCGCCGUUUAUGUGUUUAAAUUCACGAUAAAUUCCGCGACAAAUUAUUUUCCAACGUGUUUUUUUUUUUCCCCGUAUAUCGAAAACCGUCAAAACGUUAACGAUCGCCUUUGGAAAACGCGUAAACGUCGACACUGCCGCAUAUGUAGGCGACCGAACGACAGCGACAACGGACUCGGAUAAAACAACACCCUAAAUGCACAGUCGAAAGUUUUCGGGAAUGUUUGUCGCGUGAAAUAGCGCCGGGCGGUACGGCGGCGAACGAACGUCGGAUGGUUUACGUUUCGAUCCUGUAAUUUUGCCCGACGGCGAAUACGUACUCCGAAACCGGUCGAACAACACGCGUUUAUUUAUUCGUACGCGUUUAUUUUGUUUUUUUUUUUUUUUUACGAUUUUUCGACCGUUUAAGAAUUUCGUUUUUAAUUCAAGUCAGUCGACGUUUCUCGUCGCGCGGCGUUAACCGCGCCGACAAUGCGAUACCGCCGCAAACGAAACCGCCCGAAUCAACUCCGUUGGAUCGCGUAUCGCUCGACCGGCGCGCAACGGGACAAAGACGGAACACGAACGGCGAUUCAUCCACCGACGGCCGGGUAAAAAACAAAAAAAAAAACAUUCCGACGGAACGGAGACCGGCCGGUACGGUGGCCGCCGCCGAACCGCGCGCAACAACCGUACGGAAACGGAGACGUGCCGAAAUCGUUCCGUUCCGCGCCGUACGCGCGCGACGGCGGGACCGCGGGCGACAGCAAUCGAAUUCGGCGGCCGUCCGCGACGCGAUACCGUCAGGGACGGCCGCGGUCCGCCCGGGCGCUUUUGUCCCGCGCGUUUUCUGUUGAUUCGUAUCGCCACGCUUCACCCGUUCCCACCGUGUUCCCGCCAUACCGCGACGCGGGCAACGCGCAACCUCUGACGACCGUAUUUGCGCCGUUUUCUCUGUGGGCCAUUCGAUCCCGCCCGGGCGAUUCGGACCGCUUGAAUAUAAAAAAAAAAAAAAAAGUCGAUUGAACGGUUCAAACGAUUUGAUCGUUUUUAAUUUUUUCCCGCUAUAAUUGUCGUGCGAUUCGUCGCUACCGCUUCUUCUGCGCUCCCGUGCCGGUGAUUGGGGCUGGGCCUCCGUCGUUCUAAAUUUCCUCGCGACCCGAUCUCCCGCCUCCCCCACGCACGCCUACCGUAUCCUCGUAUCGCGACCGACCGCAUUGUUUUCAGUUUUCAAUUUACCGUUAACGUACAACCAGUGACAGCAUGUUAACAGAUUCGACAACGACGGGCCGGGGUUGAUUUGACGACGGUCCUGACUCGUCGAAACUCUCCUUGUGUAUUCACGCACGCGUACCCCCUUUCUUUCAAAAAAACAAAAAAAAAAUGGUCUAGCGAUGCCUAUGGCUACUGAUAUUUAUAUAUAGAUAUACAAGUUUAAAUGAAAGAAAUCAAAAAUAAAAAUAAAAAUGGUUUUGUUGGCCCCCUCCCCCUAAAAAAUUAAAGGCACCCUAGGCUGCAGAGUAUUCGGUCCUUUAAUCAGGCCCCGCCAACUAUUAUUACCUUAUUGCGGACGAAUUGGCUAAGUAUUUUAAUUUAGAAUUUCAUUAUUACUAUUUUAUUUCGUACGUGAUUUUUAUGGUGUUUAUCGACAUGAAUUUUUGUACUUUUAACAUUAAACGUGGCUAGCUGAACACGGCUGCGUCGGGUAUAAAAAUAAUACGAAGAUAACACGACGUUUAUACGAAACAAACAGAUAUAUUGUUUGCGUUGGUGUCAUUAAUUAGGUAUAUAAUUAUUUUGAAUAUAAAAAAUAUGUAAUAAUUAAAAAUUGCUAAUUUGAUUUUUUUCUAUACGCGAUACUUGGGACACUUGGGAACCAUAAAAAUAAUAACGAAAACAACAAUAAUUUUUCAUGUCCGUUUGUCGCGAAAUCGGUAUAUACAAUAUUUAAAAAUAAUUUAACGACUGUAGUAAAAAAAAAAAAAAAAAUGUUUAUUUCGCAUCGACAAAAAUGCGUAUUUCAAAUUGAAAUCUAAACGAUUUAAAACGUGUUUUUAAUUGGCCCUCUUCCGCACGUGUCGACUAAACGAUGAAAAAAUACGAGCAGUCAUAAAAAAAACCUUUUUUUUUUUUUUUUUUCCCAAGUCUGUUGCAGCCGUGUAAUUCGUUUAUUAACAGUUUUACAACAACGAAUGCAGCGCUAAACAGAAACGCGAACAGAACAACGCGGAAUUUAUUACAAAUUAUUAAUUAUGCGGCGUUCACUUUUGCCCUCGAAAAUGUAACAUCGGAUAUCAUUUGUAUUAUAUGAAUGACGAUUGGCCGGCGCACUGUGCAGGCAAUUCAACACCACGCAGGUAUAGUUUCGAAUUUGUGGCUAAUAACAAUGAAGCCGUGCUCGGAUUUCGUAGCAGAAUAAAAAUAGUUUAAAAAAUCAAAAACCGUUUAAGACGGCCGAAAAGAGCCGGAAUCGGAAUUUUUUAGUUACAGUAAGAUUAAAAUGCGAUUUUACAAUCGUGUACAUUGCAUAGAUUGUAGUUAUUUUCAUUAAAUGUAUUACUGUUUCGGAUAAAAUUGAUAACAACAAUGCUCUAGUGUGAUCGCGCAAAAAUCGACUCCUGCGAAAAUGAGCCUACACUAUUGUAAAAUUUCACUGUUGAAAUUUAACCGGGAGGGAGCUAACAUUUCACUAGUGAUUCAAUAUUUUUCUAGUGAGAUUAUCCACCCGGUCAUAAUUCCCCGUGGAAAUUAAACCUUUUUUCCCCCCCGGUUAAUUAUCACGGGAUCAAUAAUAAUACCCGUCAUAUAUUCGCUCCAAUAAUUAUUUCAUCCGCUAUAUUUUUUUGGCACGUUUCCGUAAUAUUUCCGGGAAUAUUUUCAUAAAAAGGCGAUACAUUUACGUGGCCAUAGUUUAUGUUUCAAAAAUUAUUCGAGACGCUUCUUGCCCUACCCUAGCUUAAAAGUGGAAUAUCACGUCAAUGGGAUGGCGGAAUUCAAAAACGUCCACACCGGAAUUCAGUUUACAUUGCAAAGUCUUACGGACAUUACCGAAUGAACAUUAAUAUCAUUAUUUUCGAAUCGCGUUUUCCGUUCUACAACCUUCCUACACGAUCCGUGCGGGUUUUCUUCAAUAAUCCAUAUCACCCGGUGAUUAGAACGAUAACCAUAAUAUGGAAAAACAAAAAUACAAAAUUACAUUAUUAAUGAAUAAAAUAAAACCGAGUGGCCAUAGGUCAGGACGUAUACGCGCUACAUUUAAUCCGUGUCGUUGUGGGUUAUUUGCAAAUUAUAUUACGCGUAAUAAAAUAUAAUUUCAUACUAUUUAAUAUGCAUAUACGUUUCGUAAUCGAACUGUGAAAACAAACCCUCUAAAUAAUACGAUUUUUCCUCCCCGUUUCAAUCAAACAGUACACAACUUUGUUUUGCAUUUGUGCGUAUUUAAAAAAAAAAGAACUGAAAAAAAUAAAUAAACAACGCUGUGGCAUAAUUCGUAGAUAAAUAAUAUCAUAACUUUUGUUGUAAGUUCUUUUUUUUUUCGUGAUGAGGGGGGAUGGAAUUUACAAUUUAUCGCAUACACGACGACAAUUUGAUUUGGAUGGACAGAAUAACUAAUACUGAGGUUUUCGAAUGGAUGUCUAAAGAAAAACCGGCACAGAAAAGGAUAGUAAAAAGGCGGAAUGAAAUGAUACGAAGUGUAAUUUGGCAUAAAGUAUUACUAAAACUAAUUAUAAAACGAAAAAGUGCAAGUGAAGUAUUUUAGAGGAAAGCCGAGACUAGCAUACAUCCAAAGGUUUAUCCUAGUUAGCUGCUCGAGGAUGCGAUUCACAUGUUCAAAUGAAAAGGAAAGUGGAUAAUAAAGAAGAGUGAAAAUUGGCUGCUAUCUUCGAAAAUCAUAGAGGGAGGAACUUAAACAUUAAUUAUCUUGUCAAUAGGCGGACGUAAAUCACAUAUGUCAACACCUAAAUUUAUUUAAACUAUUACUCAGUGAAUAUGUAAUUUCGAAUAUAGGUUCUUAUUUUGAUUUUAAAGGUUGACCCCAAAAACUCCCCCCUAUAAAAAAAAAAGGUUGUAAAAAAAAAAAACCAUAUUGUUUUAGAUGUUUAUAAAUCGAAAAACUUCUUUAGCUACUACUAAAAUUGAUGCAACAUAAAUUUUGAAGCACCCUGUAUAUUAUAAUAACAAUUCGAUCCAAUUUAAUCUUAUAUUCGUUGAUAUUUUAGUGAUUUUUAUUUCGUUGACAAAUUAAUCUUUGAGUUUAUCGUUCACUAUAAGUAUUUCCUUCACAGUAUAUAAUAUCUACUUUUGUGUUUUUUUUUUUUUUUUUUUUAUUCUAUUCACUCAAAAACUCUAGUAACAACGAUAAUAAAGACUCAAUACAAAAAUCGUUUCAGUGUUAACGUGCACAUUGAACAUAUUCGUAUGUUUGGCCGUACUAUGUAGUUUCGCUCAAUUCGUAUAAACGGUCGAUUCAUACGCUAUGUUUGGCUAAUUUUACGAAUCAGACAAUGCAUUUGGGCCGUUUCACCCGAGUAACCCAACUCGAGUUAAAAAGAAAAAUAAAGGUAAAAAAAAAACCUCCCGUUACGCGAAUCGGAAAAAUUUACCUCUGCAUGCGUGUAACACUACGCACGCGCGUACGAAUAUUCCGACGCGGUUUAUUUUUUCCCGCCGGACACUUAACCUGAUUUCGUAUGAUUGUUCAUAAACAUUCCGCCGCGGCACGUUAAAAUUUCCGCAACUUUAUAAUUUAUACUCUCCCGGUUUCCGUAUACACACGCGCAUGUGUACAUAAUGGCGAUAGUGAUAGUGAUUUAUCGUGGAAAUUUCAGCUCUCUCUCUCUCUCUCUCUCUCUCUCUCUCCGUCUCUCGCACACCGCGCGCACAGCCCCGCCGGUUAUUUUUCUUACGCGCGCGAGACGAGGCCGAAGACAAUCGAACGGACGUGGCCCUAUACCGCAGUGUUAUUAAUUCCGCUUUACUCGAUUAAUCAAGUUUCGGCGCAAAGUUAUGUACACCGCGCUACGGGCGCACCGGUUUGAUAACAAUAAUAAUAUAUUAUCAAUUUUCUAUAAUUCAAUCAUAAAUAUUAUCAUUAUUAUUAUUAUUAUUAUUAUUAUUAUCGUCGCGUAUGCUUUACGCGGGGGGUGGGGGGGGCGGGCGAUACGAUAAUUUACAACGCGAAAAUUACAAAGACGGCGACGUCGCCCGCGUCGAUCGUGUUCAAUUUCGGCAAAAGUUUAAUAAAUAAUUACGAUUUUGCGCUACAAUCUAAUUACGAACGCAAUCAGUUUCGCGUUCUAUCUAUGGAUAUCGGUAGACAGUGUGCGCACGGUCCGCGAAUCUUUUAUAUUUGUCGCCCAGACAAACGGCAAACGAUAAGUUAUCCGAGAUGAACGGUUGAACCGCUCGGGAUAAAUUUUCAUUUUAAAUGUUUAACCGAUGUGUCCGCGUCCGUUACUGCAAUUUCAUAAACGCGAAACUUUGUCAUUUGUCAAUGCGUAUGUCUGUCACUACUUCUUGCUCGAACUAUUGAACGGAUCGUAUGGGCCACGUUUCUUUUCCGUAUUUGAUCCCUAAAAGCCCUUUUUUUUUUUUUGGACAGUCUCCUGGCUGUUGCAACACUACUAGUUUUUCGGGACGGAAUAUCCGAUUGGUUUUGUGGAUUUAUGAGUGAUCUCGGUGAUGCGAAUAAAAAAAUAAAAAAAGUUAAAACAAACGAAAUUAAUACAUAAUGCGGUAUUCCUAACAGAGCCGUAAUAAUAAUAAUAAUAAUGAAAAUUUGUCUGUAAUAUUUGUUUUGACGCGGGCAACGCCUGAUGGGACAUUUAGUAGUUAAAUAAAUAAACUAUUAAAUUACAUAAACAAAGUUUCAUAAUGAGUUAUAAACGAAAUUAUCUUUUUCUGUUUUUUUUUUUUUAUCCAGAUGAAAAGUUAUCUCAAUCUAAUAAAUGAUAACGAGUCCGGCGAGUAUCCCUUCACUUUAUCCAGAUAUUUUAAAAUUUAUAUUUAUACAAUACUGAUUAUAAUACAAUGAAAUGCACGGAAAUAUACGUAGUUGGCAGAUUGUUAAACAAAAUGAUCUAUACGUGCAUAUAGAUAUCCGGUAUUUGUUACAUACGGUACAUGUUCUCGUCGUUUGUCUUGUAUUUGAAUCGUUUUUCGAGUGUUUUCUGUGUCAGAAUGGACUCGCCGUAUAGUAAUUGAAACCCGAUUGCAUAUCAUUUUUCAUAUUGCGUGUGUCCACUAGAACACGAAUGGUUAUAAUAAUUAACGUCGGAAAUAUUGGUCGAGUCCAGAAGUUAGGACCACCUUUGGUCUAGCGCAUUUUUCGGAAGACAGUGGAUAAAUAUUGGAUAUUCACUAAAACAACGUGCUGAGAUAAACGAGAUCUAAUGUAAUACGAUUGGCGGUUGAACCGUUAUCUAGGAUAAUGUAUAAUACUGUGAAAUCAAUAGUUUCAAUAAAUAAUAUGUAUCUAUAGAUAAAUCUUUCCGUGUGUAUUAUAAAAAAAAAAAACCAAACGGACAUACGCUACGCGGGAUACCGUUAUUGGCGAGAAGUUCGAAAGGUAGAGGUGAAAUGUACUGUACGUCUGUACCAAACGAUUAGUCAUCGCUAGCGAACAACGAUUCUGAACAGAGUUCGGGUAUACACGUUUUGAAAGGCCGUAAUAUUUACGAUUUGAAAAUAAUUAAUUUUGUACGUUUUCCGGUUUUUCCUAUAUUUUCUGCUAUUUAUUACGUAAAUCUUCGAGAAUAUCAAAAACGACACACUUAAAGUAUCGUAUCAAUCAAAUUUGUUUUCAGAAAAGUUUAUACAUCUGAAUAUCAGACGUAAAAUGUCUGGUAAAAAAAGUUGUUCGUAAAAAAAUUAACAUUAUUGUGAUACCUCGCUCCGCUCGGAAUCUGAAAAAUGUAGGACGAGUGUUUAAUAAAUGUCGAUGCAGUUAAAUGUGCACGGUGGUUCGUUUAAAAAUUAAUAAUUAUUAUUACGGUACAACGUUCGCGCGGAUUUCGUUAAAUCCUUGCGUUUGUACCAUAACAUAUCCGGUACACUUUUAACACUCGGUUUUAUGAUUAGUAUUAUGCGAUUCCUGUUUUUCUUUUUUUUUUUUUUUUUUUUUUUCCCCGGGAAUGAAUCACUAUAGUCAUUCGUCUUUACCAACAGAUAACUUUGACAAGUUAUAUCCGUUGUCUUUAUCGGUCAGAUAAAUUGAAAAUUAUCUUUACACGAAACACCGUGACACGGAUGACCGUUCGCAAACACGUAUAUUUAAAAAAACGACCAACAUAUGUCACACCAUUGCGAGCUACAGGCCUACGGCUAUAACAUAACACGGUUAUAUUCGAUUCAUGCACAGGUAUAUUUAUAUAUAUUUUUUAUUAUCGUUUGUGUACAUUAAAACGCUCCGAGUAUUUUUAUAGUCAUACAUGAAAAUAUAAUACGUUAUUUUAUUAUUAUAAAUAUACAAUAUACUUUUUAUUAUUAUAUUAUAUUAUAUUAUGUCACAUAAAAUGUUUGUUAUACGCAUUAAAAUGACGGCGGAAAAACUAAAUCGUUUUACUAUUUCUUUUUUUUUUUCUCUCUUUUCUUUUCGAAAAUGUCAUAAUAAGUGACUGAUGCAAUGAUGCAGUAUUGAUUUUACGUGUAGCGACUCCGGUACAGAUAUUUGCGUUAGGGGCCGAACGAUUCGACGGCCACGUAACGAGAAGAGAUGAUGACGAUACAAUUAGAAUUAGGCUAUAAAACCGAAACCUUAGGGAUAAAGACUCACAGAGAAACUCGGGGAAAAUGGAUUGACGUGGAAGAAGAUGAUUUGGAUAGCCCCGUGGUUUAAAAAAUGUAUAGAGGCAGUUCGAGAUGGAGUCAAGCGACCAAAUGUUGUGAUUGGGGCAAAAACCCAUAGGGUCCAUACCAUUAUCAUAGGAAAAAAAAUGUAAUAUAUUAUGUAUACACAAUAUAUUUUUUUUUUCUUUAAAGAAGGACGCAAUUUAGUCUGUUUUUGGUAUCCUCGGGGAUAACGCUAUUGGAAUACGAUUUAUUUUUACGACCGGUUUGGUUCUUGGAAAAAUAUAAUACCGUAAUAUAGGUAUUUCGGUUUGAUAAUUAUUUUUUUUUUCUAUUGAGAUUUGUAAGCAAUAUCUCUUAGUUACUCCGGUUGUUUGCAGAAGUGGAAUACGUAUACACGACGUUGUAUUCACGAACCGGCAAUUCCCCCGUAGGAAUUUCGAAGUGAAUUUGAUUUCUGUAUUAUUUAAUAAUUAUGUAAUCGUUUAGCAUUGAGUUUUAACACAAAUUUCAAUUCGUUACGCGAGCGUCAAUUUUAGAUGUUUGUAAAACACCGGCGUAUCCCAUUAAUCGCGGAUUCGAAUGGAGAAUAUUUUCCCGAAAAACCGUAACACGCCCACACGGUAUCUCCGGUACGAUAACACGCAGUGUGUUACGCGUAUAUCGAAUAAUGUCUAGAAAGACGGGCGAUGGUGUUGUUUAGCGGUAAAAACUCGCGGAUAACGUCGGGAUAAAGCUCGAAUUUCAUUUGUAAAACCCACCGAGAAAAUGCCCGGUGAAAUGAUCACGCCGUGUACAUACGUGUAUGUGAAUGCGCAAAUAAAACGUCGAAACCAAACGGCGUUUUAAUGCGCUUGCCGUAUAGAGCCGUCGACGGCGACGCGACGUCGGCCGGCUACGGGGAAAUUGUUUUUCUUUUCGGGUUUCGUUUUUUUUUUUUUUUUUUUCUUUCCGCGUUCUUUUCUUUUCGUACGCGCCCCGCGGGAAAAACGGUCGAUGUAUUAUUUAUUCGGCCGACGAAAAUGUGCGGUCUUUGUCGAUUUAAAUUCGGGUCGCGCGGCGGAGGCGUUAAGACAAACGCGUCAUUAAUCAUCGAUUUUUUUUUUUUUUUUUAUUUUUUUCUUUUAUUAUAUUUUACGUAUACAUUUUUUUCCCGCCGCAAGGGUCGGCGACCGUGAGAUAGGAAACGGGCACAGAAAAAAAAAAAAAAAAAAAAAACUACAGUUUCGACGCGUUCGUUCGGGACAAGUUUAUAUAUAUAUACGUAUAAUAAAAGGGCCGCGGCAGUCGUUUCGUCACGUUUUCGACGCGCGGAGAGGUUUUCGCUCGUCGCCCGCCGUCCACCCGCCACCCGACACCGUGCGACAACCGCCCGGCGCAGCCCGAAAACCUAUACGCGUACGCGCGCGCGCGCACGAGUGUGUCGCCGUCGCGCUCGCGCGCGCGGAGGAUAAUGUCGGCCGGAAAUGAAGGUGUCGAGAGUGGCGGGCGCGAAGAAUUACGUGCGUUGUUAAGCCCCGAGACGUCCGCGCGCGGCAGUGGCAAUAUAUACGCGGUCCCCUCCCUCCACCCACCCCAACCGUCCCCUAUCGUCGUCCGUCCGCCGUCGGCCGUCUCUUUCGCCACUGACUGAUUGAUGGACGCCGCGGCAGUGGCGCUCGUCCGGGCCGCGGAUGACGGGCCGCGGCGGCGGCGGGACGGUAUUGAAUCACGCCACUUAGCUUAAUUAUAUCACGCGGGCGUGAACGCGCCGUAACGUAAAAGGCCGCGCGGCGGAUUUCGCGGGCGAGCGGGCGGCGCGGGCGGAGAGGGUUGUGAAUUCCGUCUUUUUCGGUUACACCCGAGACGGCGAGGGCGACGGGUUGAAAAAAAAAUACGCGUAAAUAAAUAAAAAAAAAAAAACUAUAGCCGCGAGAAACCCCGACGACAAUGUAAGAAACGCGAUUUUUCUUCGUAACACGUAAAACGUGUGCGCACCCCGCACAGCAUUCGGGAAACAAAAUAUUAUUUCGUAAAUAUUUCGAAGCGGUUAAACGACAAAUAUUUUACUAAUAAUAUUUUAUAAAUAUUUCGUUGUCCGUAUGAUUCGAACGAACGUUUGCUAAAUACUUGUACAGUAUUUCCACGAAAACAUAAAAAUUGCGCGGCUCAGAAAUACGAGACUGGAACGUUUGGCGAACGUUAUGAAACUAUGAAAUUUUUCCGGAAAAAAAAAAAAAAUAAUAAAAAUAUCUUGUUCAUACUACGGACGUGUUUUUUCGUUGCGUUUAGACGACGCGAGGUCGCGGCGGGGCGUGGUUUUUUUUCGGUUUUUUUUAUUAUUAUUAUUAUUUUUUUUUUCUCGUUUCGAUAGAAUCGUACUGCGUAGCGAUAUGACCGUCGAGCGGACCCGCCGAAUAUUACGCGCGGAGGGGCGCGACGGGGAGGCGGGAUAGUAUUAUUAUAUUUAAUGUCCGGCCGACGGUUAUUCCCCAAACGCCGUGCACGUACGCGGCGCGUCCGCGGCGUGCCCGUCGGGAACGGCGCCCGGGGACGGUGGCCCGUGGCCCGACGGCGACGGCGAGACCGGCAGCAUUGUUGUACGACGACGCGGACACGGCCGGGAGCGCAUCGCCGUUCCCGGGUCCGUUCGGGCGCCCGGUCGGUUCGAAUUUACGCGCCGAUUCGUUUUCGCGCGUUCGCGACCGCGUCGUGGGCCGCCGGCGGAAUCCGUUCGGCGCUCGGCCCUCGGUUCGUCGUGCCGACCGUCACGCCGGGCGCGACGAACGACCGUCGGGGGUACGCGACGAGUGUGUUCCGCCGGAACCGAACGCGACGUCCGCCGGUGUCCCCGGACGAGAACGACGAGCGACAAUGCACUGCGCGUCCGUCCGCGCGAUUGAAACCGUCCGGCGGCGCCCGCGGGCGCCGGAACGGGUGCCGGAACGUUGACACUCGCCCGGGGACAACGCGACGUGCGACGUACGGCGUAGGAAUCUAGGUCACCCGCGCCUGUCGCGUGCGCCGAAAUCGUCACUCGCCGGGCGCGUCUCUCCGACGGAUCGCGGCCGUCUCCCUUCCGUACGACUCGGCGGCGCCGGCGGCCGGUCGGCCGAGAAGAGAAAAAAAAAAAAAAAAAAAAAUUGAAUAAUCCACUCGAACGCGCCGUGAUAUAUACUGCAGGUGCCUCCGUAUAGCCCCGUGCGUGCGCGGAUCGUGCGCGAGUGGAAGUUCCGCGUCCGCUCGUCGUGUACCGCGCCGCGCGGACGCACUCGGGGGCAGUAAUGUAAAAUAAUAUUCCGACCCCUCCGUCGUACUCCCUCUCACCUUUUCAUCCGGGCCGAGCCUGCCUCUCUUCGCCAACCACCCCCGGCGAACUAUCCGGACUCGUACGGCGGUGCCGGCGACGUCCACCGCGGCGCUCGCGUAUCGUCUUUCGCAUGCUGCAGCAUGUAAAUUAAACUGACGUGAAAGUCAGUGUGGCCGUGAUUCGGAACACGAUACAAUGCAAUCGUUGUAGCUUUUUUCAAUGUGAUUGUAUAUUAUGACCGAUUGCCCGCCUUUUAUGAUAAAUAAUAAAAAAAAAAAAAAAUCAAGAACCGCUAAACGUUUUUUUUUUCCUUUUCACAAUAGCCAUUUCGUAAAGUCAUUUGUUUAAAGUACGUAAGAAAAAAAAAACGAUUUUGAAAUCGGGCGAAUUUCGAACGAAAUUAACGUUACACAAUAAUUUUACAAUAUUACGCUGUAUUUUUGAACAUAAAAAUUUCCGAAAUAGUUUUUUUUUAUCUAAACUUUCAAUAAACUCAACAAAAUGGCCAUAUUCGAAUUUUUAGAAAAACAAAAAACAACUUUUUGCAGUUCUUGACUUUUUUUUUAUUUUUAAUUUUAGGUCAUUAUAAAACGGAAACUAAUAGUCGUAUUAUAUUACUUCGGAAAAAAAAAAAAACUGCACUACAACGUCUACAUUUUAUUUCGAAUUGCAGCAAACCGACUCUCGAAUUAAUUUAAAUACUGUAUAGUUAUGAUAUGAUAGUACUGUAAACUAAACGAUUAAAAUAUAAUUUACCAAUAUUAUCCACGUUCUAAAGAGAGUUUGCGGGUUUGAACGCCCUAAAACCUAAAGGAAAAAACCGCUCUCGUAAAAUAUCACGAACACUCCGAACGCAUUUUCGGCCGCUGAUGGCCGUUAUAGGUGAAAAGUCGGGAAAAUAGAAAACGUUACGUAGAUUUGUUUUAUUUACAUGUCUGUACUCGUCGAUAAACCGUUGCCGACAAAAUGCGAUUAUAAGCAAAGUUCGGUUAAACGUGCUUUUUGAAGUGUCUUGAUUUUCACGGGUAUUUGUCGAAAUUUGAGCUUGAAACGUACAUAAGAAGAAAAAAACAACGGCCUAACGCUCGAUUUCGGUUCGAUUUUUUAAAUCCUACGAUGAACCUCUUGUACAAUUUGCCGAGCGUUUUUGCGCGGCGAAAACAAUUUAAUAAUUAUAAAACAAUCGUCCGAAUAUACACCCGAGCAGUUUUUGACUCAGGUUACUGUUGGUUUUCGUGAACUCGUGGAAUAAAUAAUUUAUAUAUAUAUAUAUACACACUUAACAAUGUCGGAAAUGUUGGAAUAGUAAUGUCUCGGACACAGUUUUAGUGUAUUUUCGAUUUCGUUUCGUUUCAGAAUUUUCCGACGUGUUUUCUUGUUGGAGGAUCAUAUUUAAUAUGUAGCAGUAUCUCGUGAUUUUCGGUCCGUCACACCGAGAAUCUUAAAACAUAACCUAUCGAAAAAUACAAAAAAAAAAAAAAAAAAAAAAAAACACAAUAAGUCACUGCUCCGAAAAAUGUUUACCGAGAACAAAACAAACACACCGUUGUUUAACUAAAUAAUUUGUUGAUGAUUUCGGAACCCGGGCGCUUGCAGGAAGGCAGCUGAUCAUCUUGCAACUAUACGUUGCAUUUCGCGUGUGUUUAUCCGCGAAGUACCUACUCCAAAAGUUUCGCAUAUCCGUUUUGAAUCUCCCGGUAUUUCGGAAAGUUUAUUAAAUCAUUAGAAACUAUUCACAAGUCUCACGGACCGUGUGGGAAUUUUCAUUAUUUUUUUUUUUUUUUUUUUUUUGGUUAUACGGCAAAUACGACUGACCAUCCCAAAACAUACCAAACAUACCCGUCGCCACCGCAGCCAGAUCACGGGUCAUUUUCAUCCCACAUAAAAUCAUCUCUACCGGAUCUUCCCGUCUCGUCCGUAAACGGCCUGACAAUCUCAGUCUUUCUUCACGAUUUCUCCCACUAAGUCUGAACCGCUUUACAAUAAUAGUAACAUAGUUUUGCGUUUGUUCUAUUCCGCCGCUCUCCCCGUUAUUGACACGGGACAAUCGUAUUCCUUUUUAAAUAUUUCUUUCGAAAACCCUACACGCGUAACCCUUCUUAACCCUUCGUCAGUGUUCUUGAAUUCCACGGGAUUGCGAUCCAUAACACAUUAUCACUGAUCAUAUUUGUAUUACGCGUAAAGUGAAACUGCAACAUUACAUUUUAAACCUGGACCUAAAAUGAGUUAUCCUGAGUUAUAACUUAUUCUGAACGUCAUUCGAAUCCUUUUGUUUAUCUCAGUUUGCGUACCAUUCGUUCGUGUGAUCAUCGUGCCCAGUGGAUAUUUGAAUCGUGUAAUAGUAUGACUUUCUUGAAUCCAUAGGAUCCAGUUGUUUCCAGUACAGUUAUAUCCCAUGACACGACCUAUCAGGGGCGUAUUUAAGGAGGGACACAUGGGGCAAUAUUUUUACUCAUCGUGGAUUUUUAUCAAAGCACUAACCGGCUUAAAAUACUGUUUGUAACCAUUCGCAACUGCACGCACAUCCGAAAGGUCGUUUUCUUCACAAUUGAAAUCUACUUAAGGUCAAAUAUGGGAGAAAAUUUAUUGAACGGAAUGAGCGUUGCUCAAUUUACGUUCAGAAAUAAUUAUAAAACCCGAAGAAAUAGUUGAUAUAAAAUAUGCUAAUAAAUAAUCACCCCAGACGCCUUCUGCAGUUAAUGUAACUACACAAAUGUCAUAAAAAAAUAUGCUUUAUUAAUUAUUUUGCGAACUGAAUUAUGUUAUGUUUCUUUCAAACGCAUAUAUUUUGGUUAUUUGGUUAUAAUUUGUAAUGUUAUUUUGAGAUGGAAUAUAUGAGUUUGGUGUAAGUCAUAUAAGCUACAAUUAUGUAUAAAUUGAAUUUUUUGUUUUGUGCCUCCUCCUCCAUUAUACAUUUCUAAAUACGCGACUGCUACCUUUAUAUAUAUAUAUAUAAAUAAAAAAUACUUGACACCGUCAUGAGUUAAAAGGUACUCAUUGUAUGUUUUAAGAUCUGUACAAAUUUAUCGUAUACAAUUGUUUUUCAAUUGUUUUGUGUAUGUACACACACUACUCGCGUUGAUUCGUUUACAAUAAUUAAAAUGCUAUUGUCGAUUUUGUGCAAACGUUUUACAGUGUUUUUUUUGUUUUUUGUUUCCCUAUGCAUUUUAAGUGCCAUUUUUAGUAAUUUACAAUUGCAUUGAUUUGUCAUCAGUCGAAUCAACUACGUCUUCAAUUUAAUAAACAGAGAACGUAUUUUAACACAAUAGGUAUUUAUUUUUUUUUUUUUAAUCAUUUCCCAAUUGAUUAUUGUGUAACAUUUUUGGCAAUCGGGUACCAUAAAUUCUACCGAAUAAUUUACGCGAUAAAUUAAUGAAAACUUAAAAAAAAAAAAAAAAAUGAUAUUUUUACUUAAUUCGUAUUUAUUAUGCGUAGUAGAACAUAAUAAUAUAUAAUGCGUAGGUACUUAAAAUACGAUAAUUAAAAUUCAAAAAAAUAAAAUAUUAUGUUUUUGAAAGUAUACUUACAUUAAUAAUUUUUAACAACGGUUUCUCUACCAACAAUGCGAUAUUUUUAAAAGUCUUUAUCGCUGAAACUUUCUUAAAACUUAUAUACUCUUAUAAAUACUUAAACACUCGCGUUCGGAGUCUGAUUGUUUAUUAUUUUUUUUUUUUUUAAGUAACUAAGAAUCAUGAAAUAAUUUUCUAACGGGUAAACAAUUUUUUUUCUGUACAAAACAUGCAAAUAAACGGCAUACUUAAUUAUAAUCUCUUUUUUUUUUUAAUGAAAGAAUAUAUAGUUAUAAAUUUAUUUUGUCAAACUAAAAGUAAAAAAAAGAAAGAAAAGUUCAUUGUAUAACUUGUACGUAAAAAAAUCAACGUAUAGCAAACAGUUUCCCUAACCUGACCUAAUUAUUUUUGAAAAAAUUAAAAACACGAUAUACCUGAGGUUUAAUUUUCAACUAUUUUGUCUGGAUCGAACACAUUUUUUUCUCAUAUAUCGAAUUACAGUAUGUGAAAUUUCGCGAAUUUUACGAUUACAGAAAAAUUUGAAUCUCUAAACGGGUAUGGUAAAAUACUACACGUACAAAUUGUUUUUAUUGUUAACUACGACGUGUAAAGAAUCUGGAGUUAAAUGAUCAAGUAUUUCCGUUCGGCCGAACUAAUUUUAUUCGCAUGAAACCAAACACCUAUAAAUAAAUUAAAAAUUGCCAAAAUGUAUUGAACAAUUUCCUACGUCUAGCGAAAUGUCGGGUCUCUACGAUUAUUAUCGGUUGAUUUAAAAUGGUUGAAAAAAAAGCUUUAAAUAACGAAAAUGUUAUUGACGUUAAUUUUGCAGGUUUCUCCUAAUUUAUUAUAUAAAGAUUACUAGAACGAAAAACAAAAAAAAAAACAAAUACCUAUUAGGUUUUUAUUGCUUUUAUAAAAGACCCUACACUUGAAAAUCGGAACAAUAUUUCUGGUAGAAAAGUUGUUAGACAGAAAUAAAAGACACACGCACGCACCAUUGUAAAACCAAUACGUUACUCGCUGCGCUCAGCAUUCGAAAACGAAAAGCCGAACCGUUUUUUGGUGGUCCGAAAUGCCGCCAUCAACAGUAAAUAAAAGUCCACAGAGUUACGACAGUAUAAUUCGGUUUAUUUACACGAAAUUUAUAUUUCUAAAUCCAUACAGUUUUGAUAUUUUAAACAGUCACGCAAUGCACUAUAACGCUCGGUUACUGUUACUCCGUACACCCGCUUAAGCGUCGUCGGGUCAUUUUAUUUUAUUUUUAUUUUUUCGCACAUUAGACUUUUUUUAGGGCGAAAAGACCGAAUUCGCUUUUACAGCGAUGCUUUUGGACAAAAACGAAAAAAAAAAAAAUAUAAUUCGACUAUAGGUCGACUGCUUCUAACGGGAAAACCGAAUAGCUAUUGCCCGUCCGUAUUACAAUAACGGUAUUGGUACGUAAACCCGCACCGGAAAUAAAUUUUUUAAUAGUUUGUUAAUAUUUCGCGGUGAAUGCACGGUGAAAUAAAAACGAAUUUGAUACGGUAUUAUGAUAAAUGGACGCGUUGUUGACAGGUAUCGUUGUCUAUUGUCCGCUACGAACAAUAUUCGCGAGCGCACGCGCACGCGCAAAUACACACACACAUAUAUAUAUAUAUAUAGGUAUACGUAUAGGUAUAUGGGUGGGGUGGGCGCGUAUUGUUUACGAUUUUUAACAUUGAACGCGUGCAAAUAUGAAAACCCCAUUGAUGAAAAUUCGACUAUUUUACAGCUUUAAUAAUAAUGAUAAUAUUAUAUUUUACAGAAACGCCGCCGCAACUUUGAUAUAAAUUACAUCACGCCGAAACCUAUCGUAUAAAAUAUAAUAUAGGAAAACAAUAGCUCCGCGCCAGAUGAAUUAUUUUAGCGUACACGUAUAGGAAGAGAUGUUCUCUCUCGUUUUCUCUCUCUCUCUCUCUCUCUCUCUCACUCUGUCUCUCUAAAAUGUAAUAUUACAUUUUUGUAAUAUCUAAUAUAGCGCAAUAUAUAUCCGCCUUUAUAAUAUCAUAUUUUUUUCGAUUAUAGCUAAUCGCAGUAUCCUAUAUAUACUAUAUAUUUCAAAACUACGUCUAAUAUUAUUUGUCCGGCAAGAUGAUAACGGUGUAUUUCAAAAAAAAAAAAAAACCCCCAUAAAUAUCAGAGCUUCGUUACUGGAGUCAAAAUUUUCCUCGAAACGACUUGUUAUACCGUCACAAACCUAAACUCACCGUAGUGCACCUUCAAUUCAAAACCCGGCAUAUCGUGUGAAAACAUGAAACCCGAGCAUAAAAAUGGUCGGGUUUAAAAUUUUAAAUCGCCGAAAAGCAUAUUCUCUAUACUUUGCAACAUGCGUACCGACAAAUUCACCUCCCUAACUUUGUUUGGGAGAUCUUUAGUGGUGUACCCUGCCGAAAAAUUACGCUCUUCUCUGAUAAAUUUUUAUCUUUUCCUUUCCCAUCACAAUUAUUUGGAGUUCAAUUCAUAUUUUAAUAAAACUAAAAUUGUAUCACUUCAAUCCUUCGGAUUAUGAAAAAAAACAUCUAAAUCCCGAGCUUUUUUAGUCUAGAGAGAGCCGCUAAAAGUAUCAGAAUUCUAAAUAUAAUAAGAAACGGACUCAAUACACUGAAUUAUUUUGCACUUUCGGGAAAAAUUCGACAAAAAAAUCAUACCCGACCUAAAUAUUCACACGAAUCGUGUGACGUUAUUUUAUAGACUUUUUAUACAUUAUUAUUAUUUGUAUUUUAAUAAUUAAUUGUCCGUAGGUUAAAAUAUUAUUCCAAUAUGUUUAACACAAUAUACCGUACUCAUAGGCGUGCGCAGGAUUUUUUUCGCAGGGUGUGAUGCCGUACAGGAAAUUGUAACUUAUUCCAUAAUAGGGUCAUAUACCCUAUCUGUAUUUAUAUAUAUAUAUAUAUAUAGGAUAGGGCCUAUCCUAAAAAAAUAUGUUGAAUACAAAGUAUAAAAUCGUAUUUUUUAAUAUCUAGGUACAUUUCUAUAUACCUCAACGUAUAAAUACCCAUACAAAAAUGAUCCGAUAUCUUUAUGUAGUAAAUUAUUUCAUUACUGGAAAUUUAAAAAUUAUAUUAUAAACAUUAAUCAAACCUAUAACGGACCCGUGGCAAUGAUAACUAAUAUCUCAGCUAUAGUUGUUGUCGAUUAGUUAGAUUUAUUGACGAUCUAAUGAUAGUUUCCCAUACCUCGUGUGUUAGCGUUAAAUUAAAUGAAGCCUAGUAACUAUCGUCUGGCACCCCUAGUAUUCGGUUUUUUUUUUAUUUGACCAUAUGACCGAGUGUUUUUGAAUCGGUUGCGAUAAUAUAAUUAUUCCAAUUUUAAAAUCUCUCCAUACACAAAUCUCUGCUUAUACACCGCAUACAUCGUAUAUUAAUAUUAAUAACGAUAUAUAAGUUUGUAAUAUGACAUUAUUUGAUUUUGAACGGACCAUAUUGGCUCGCGGAAACAAGGUUUAAUUAUACGACGAUUUCAUGUUUAUUUUCAAAACCAUUAUUAUCACGUCUACCGCCCUUUUCUACUAGAACUCUCGUUUCGUCGUAAUAUUAUAUUGUUAUAUGAAUAUAAUUAGCGUAUAUUAGCUCGUACUGGAAGUAAGGAGCUAAUACAUUGUGCAUAGUAAUUAUUAUAAACUUGGCAUUGAUUUAAAAAACUAAUUGAAAUUACCCGUAAUUAUGUGUAACAAUAUUAAUAAGUAAUCGUAUGAACAAAGACCAACAAAAAAAAAAAACCAAGUAGGUUAUCGGAGUUUCUGCAUCGGAGCGUGACUCGUGUUCCUGCAACAGACGUGCCGCGCAAAUCCUCUUAUAUUCCAUAUUAAGACGAAGACUUCGGCGAACUUUGUUAUAUUUCGACAAUACCCAUAAAGUUGUUUCAUAAUCUGAAACUACGUAACACAAGUGAACAGUUUUAAUAAUUAUUUUGCCGUUGACACCACGUUCACUCGUAUACAGAAUUUACUAUGGGUAAUUACUGUGGUUUCCGAUCUUUUUAAGAUAAUUACCCAUAAAUCUGGUCGAAAAUACCCUCCAAAAAGUUUAGUUUGAAAACACAAAAAAAAUAAAUACUGUUUUUAAUCCGCAAUACCGUUCGAUAGUUAGCGGGCUGGGUACAGACAAGUACACUAAUUGAAAAACAGAGAACGACUGUCUGGCAAUUGCGAACCAUUGAAUAUUGAUAUCGUUUUUUUUAACUAAUGUAGCCACGCAAUAUCUGACAUCUUACGUGAUUGUCUAUUCGAAAGGAAUUCCCGGCGACUUUUAGUCAGUAGUUUUCACACAGAGUGUCGAUGGACGAAUGUUGUUAUAAUUGUUAUGGUUUAUGAACCUAAACUAACAUUAAAUCUUGAUCAUUAAAAAAAUUACAUCAAAACUCUAAAAAACAACGUACAAAUUAAAUAAUAUUUGCCAUAAUGAAAUACACUUAUAAUUUUUGGAUUGUAGAAAGAUUUCUAAAAAGUUUUAUAAUAAAUCGACCUUUAAACUUAAUACAGCCACACUAUUUAUUGUAUACGGUAAAUCAUCAGAUAAAAACUCCAGAACCCGUAACAGUUUAGUUUAAUGCUGUGAUCUGUGGCUGUUCGCACGUGGCUACAACACACACAUAUUGUGUUUGAGAAUCUUUCAACGUCGAGUUUUUUUACGAAGCGCAAAACCUCAGACAAACAUUCAAUUAGCCCUAUACUCAUUCGCUAGUGUUGCAUACACCUACCUACCACAUUAUUGUGUAUUAAAUGUGUUUUUUAUAUAUUAUAAUAAACUGAUAAAGUUAGAUUUAAAAUCAACAAGAAUUAGGAUUAUUAGUUAUUGUGAUAAUGGCCAAGGAGACAUUAUAUUCGUUCCCCCUUGCUGUGAACCCCAUGAACCGUUAUUGCAAACAAAUCGAGAAAAAACAAAUUAAGUUACGACGAACCAUUAUUUGAACGAAAAAACUUAGAAAAAAAACUAUUGGCAACGUUUUAAAGAACGAUACGUUCAAAAAAAUAUAAAAACAAAAUAAAGCUAUAGUGACGGAACAUAAUUGAGAUACUAACAUAAUUUACUACGAUUUGAUUAAAUACGCGUGUCGUUGUGUAUGCUUGGAAACGACAAUAAACAAAAGGUUUAAUAUUGUCAAUACUGGCCAACGCUCGGUUUCACGAUAUUUAUUAUCAUUGAAAUAAAUUACCCGUUGCAGACAGAAAAACAAAUAAAUAAGAAGUUAGGAUAUAUAAAGUUAUUUAAUUUUUGACUAUAAGCUUUACGAUAUACCACUGCUAACGAAAUAUGACACUGAGUGAAGUUAGUUAUAAACGAAGUAAAAAUACAGUAAUAUUUACGAUUUUCGUCGAAAUUUGUAAAAAAGAAAAACUACUAAAUUACGUCCAGAUCUUUUUUUUUUCUUUUUUUUUUUUCGAUCACUGAGUACACAUUUUAUUGAACUUUGUGUUCAAUUUUCGGUCAAUUAUUGUUGGCCAAACAAUUUCAUCGACAUAGUACUUAACAAAGGAAAGUUAAAAAAAAAAUUUAAAAAAAAUUGAAAAUAUAAAAGACUUAUAGCUAAUUUAAAAAUGUAACCACAUUUAGAAAGGGCCACUAUUGGUUUUCUCACAAAGUUUUAAGUCUCUACGAAAAUUUCCAAUUGAAUUACAACAAAAAAAAAAUAUAUAAAAUUUAACAUAAUGACAUAAUGUAAAACUAUUAUUUCCGUAAACUUUCUCGUUUUUUCUAUGUUUUUCCCGGUAUUGCCGGAUUAUUAUUAAAACAGCGUUAAAAAAAAAAAAUUAUUUAUAAACUAUGUCUGAAAUUCUACAAAAAAAGGUCUCUUGGAAUUCAUCGUUUGAAGCAAGUUUUCUAGUAGAAAAGUUAUUUACAGGCAGGAAAACAACAUACAUUAUAUAGUAAAACUAGUGCAAAACUCGAAAUGCUCAGAAUCCAAUAGUGAUACAAAAAUCGUUUUGAAUGUUAGAUUAGAUUUUUGUAUUUUUAUUUUUUGAUUAGAGGUAGUAUAAUAUAUUGACUUAUAACCCGAAACGAAUGUUUCUGUAAUUAAUAUUUUACAACUCUGCAAUAAUAAUUUACAGCUUUUAUAAAUUUCCACGUUACAGCCAAAUUUUCUACGAAAUACCUAUUUUUUAAACAAACAAUUUAUGCAAACACUUUUCUCAAUUAUAUACCAUUUAAUGUUAAAUUGUCCUCAAUUUCGUCACUUUUAAUUUUAACUACCGAUUUUGAAUUUUCAAAUAGCAAGCAUUUAAAAUAAUGUAACAAUAUCUCGUAAAUAGAUGGAGUUUAAAUACAAUUUGGUGUUGAAAUUUUGAAUUUCCAUCGGCCCGGUGACGAGAUAUUCCACAUUUGUCGAAGUAUUAAAAAUGUCAACGCUAACACGUAUUUCAACUGAAACUUAAUCGUGGAAUUUUCAACAUAGACGGCUAUUCGAAAAUCAAACGCGGGCAACGGUUUCGUCCACUGAAAAUAAGGACGGCCAAAAAUAACGGAAACGUAACAUUGCAGAGCCGUUUGUUUUUUUCAAACUGUCCAUUAAAAAAAAUCGUGAAAAAAAGUCGACGCUUUCCGAGGUAUCGAGCGUCCUGUUGUCUAAGAUUUCCGAUAAUAUUAGGUAUGUUCGGUUCAAGUGCCGCAUUCGCAAAGCGAAUAUCACGCGCGUCCGAUAAUAUCGCGUGACGUCCGAAAACCGGGGCCGUUUUAACUUUUUACGAAAUAUUAUUCCCGCGGAGUUUGCCGUACGAAUUUUCCAUCCGCCCACAGCUCCCGGGUAAAAGUGCAGACCGGUCCGCGCGUUACGCGCGGCCGUAAUUCAAUCCGAACCGUAAUGCAAUAAGUUUAUAUGGUUUUUCGUUGUCGGCAAUUAAAAAAAAAAAAAAAAAAAAAAAAAAAAAAAAAGUAAAAAAACCGCCGCCGAGUCCGUAAUUUAUUUUUUACUAUCGCAGGUACUGCGUUAUAGCGUACGAGUAUCAAGGAUAACGUUAUAUUAUACCGUGUACAUAUCGUACAAACCAUAUGCGACUAGGUACCGCGCGAUCCUUUUGUAAUAAUGUAUCGUGACAAACGGUGGUUUUUUUUUUUUUUUUUAUUCGAAAAAACCACACGGUUUGCUGUAUCAUUAUCUAUAUUAUUGGCGGGUAUUAUUUUUAUUUUUGAAAAACAAAUUUACGAAAUCGCGUAUAAAUAUUAUAAUACGUGUAAAACACACAGUCGUAUCGUCGUCCCUUUAAUGAAAUAUAGGCGGAAAACGUAUCCUAACAAAUUUAUUAGCGUACCGUCCUCCGAAAACCGUUUAGCCGCCCGCGCAGCGUGUUUACGCGAUACGACAAAAAAAAAUUAAACGCAGACGAGGACUUAACUUGCGGAUCGUGACCGAUGAUAACUUGCAGUCGGAGCGGUCAUCAGUUCCCUUUCAAUAUUUCUAUUUUGUGUAGAUUCUAUUCACCUCGAUUUUUCUGCUAUUAGGUUUUUGUCGACUUGCCUAAAUCAAUUCAUUUUCGUUCGUCUUUAUAGUGCGAUUCCAAUCUUUUUAGUUUGAUGUUAAGUUUUUAAGCUCAAUUUUAGGCGUUUAAGAAUGCUCCUUAUAGUCUAGGGCGAAAUCAUAAUAUAAAUACAAACGUAAAACUUAAACACUACGAGAGUACACCUUUCUUGCAGUCUUGUCAAAAUUACUAAGAUUUGAGAUUUAGGUAAAAAUUAUUAGCUGCAGGUGUAAGCAGUAAACGUACUGUUUGUUUUCAAAACUAUACUCCGACAGCGUGUCAGAACUAGUUAAUUUUACAUUAAAAAAAAAAAAAAAAAAUUAGGUUACAUAUAGUGUCCCCCUAUAGAUCUUAAAUCCAUAUAUUUAUGGAAUGCAAAAUUAUUUGUCUCCUAGUUUCUUAAAAUACCAAAAAAUUAAAUCAAAAAAGUAUUUAUUAGUAAAUAUACAUAGAUAACAAAAAUAGGUGACUGAAAAUUGUAAACCUGGGGAUAAAUCCCUGCAUCUCCUCCUAUUUCCGGCCUUGCACACCGAUUCAAUUUCCUUGAUGGCUUACAGUAUUGUUAUUAUUAUUAUUUUAUAAAAUCAUUUUAAAUUCUAAGCGACGACGCGUGGAAAGUAUUGGUUUUAGUAUGAUGCGUUUUUUCAUUUUAAUUUUUUGUGUCUGUAAACAACUUUUCCACCGGAAAUCUUGUUCAAACAAAAACUUCAUAGGAACUUUCAUGUAGCGUUUUUGAAUCAGAUGGUGUAGCUUUAGAUAAUUUUUUUUUUAAAUCUUUCUUUUAGUUUUUAAAUAAAUGAGAAAAACUGCCAAAUUUUUAUUGAUUUCUGGGUUACCUUGGCAACAAAUGAAAGAAAACACGAUCAAUAAUGCUUUGCUGAGAAUCGUUUUCCACCAUCGUUGGUUUUAUCUAUGGGUUUGAAUUAAAUAUUACUCUAUAUAAUAUCCUACUUUCCGAAAUCCCUCCUAAAACAGUGGCACACCCAUCAACAAUAAAUCAGUUUUUUUCAUAGUAUAUUUUUACACGCUCACACUAAUACGUAUUACGUUGUUUGUAUAAAAUUAGAUGCUGCUAGCGUAUAAAUCUCGAAAGAUCUCGACAUAUCAAAACUUAAGUCACGGUUAUAUUAUAUAUUAUAUUACGCUGUUGGUCCUGCAUUAAUACUGUAUAUAGUCUAUAGCGAGCUUUACGGAAGCUUAUUGAUACAAGACGAGAAAACUAUUCGUUUACAUCGCCGCCACCGCAGCAAAAUAUAAAUCUAUACCCGGCGGAAAAAAAAAAAACGCCCCGCCUCGGAUUUAUAAUGUGCGCGAGUUUUCCGACGAACUGUGAAAGACAAAUGAUUUUCUGAGUGUAAGAAAAAGAGAAAAAAACCGCAGUUCCCUUAACGACGUGGCGAUUUCGGAACUAAGUAAUGCUCGUAAUAUAAUAAUAUAUAAUAUACUUAGGUAGGUGUAUUUUAUAGUUUAAACGUUCAGUGGCGUAUUUUAGAGGGGAGAGACGGGAGCGAUCGCCCCUCCCAUCGAUUACUUUUUUUUUUAGGUAUUUUCCAUAUACAUUUGCUUUGUAUAUACAUACACAAAUUUAAUAUUGUUAAAAAAGUAUCGUCAGAAACAAAAAUAAAAAUAAAAGCACUUCACGGUAAUAUAAAUACGGUAGAAUAUAAGCUUGUGUAUAAUAAUUUUAGUGCCCUCCCUUGUCCCCGAUAAAACAAAGUCAAAUGCGUAAACGUUUGGUUUUCGUAUUGCAAUGACGCAUGCAAACAAUAUUGUCCAUUUCGGAAACCACGUCGUACGAAAUUCCCAAAAAAACGUUCGGUGAUUUUACAAUAAUAUUAUAAAAAACGGAAAAUCAUUUCCCGUUUAAAACGCGUGUUAUAGGUGUCUCGCACGAUAUUUUCGGUACUCGUAGUUCGAAUGUUCCUAGCCGGCGUUUUCUAUUGGGAUGCCGCGAAAAUAAUGUGAAGAAUUUGCGCCGUUUGAACGAAAAGGUUUUAAACGAAAAUCCGCCGGUUUAAUGUAUGUGCAUCAAAUGUAUUUUACUUUUCAUACUGGUUUUGCAUUCUACGUAGGACCAAAUUAUAAAAUGAUUAUCUUUUAAACGACAAAACCGAAUGACUGUAGCUAAAAUCUCAGUUUUUUUUUUUUUUUUAUAUCUACAAAUAAUAUUAAUCUAAUCACUUCACUAUAAAAUAAAAUAGUAUUAUAUCUGUGUAAGGGGCGAGGGUACCAGAGUGGACUAUGCGGAUUAAAGUCCCUCCUUUCACGGGCGUAAACGUACCUAAAAAAUAGCAUUUGCGGUACAAUAUAUAAAUUAUAACUUGUAUGAAAAAUACAUUUUUAAAGCGUAUGAAAAGUGCAUAUUUUUUCGCCCUUCUCUUAUCUAUCUCUUAGGUCCACACCAAAAACUUAUUCAAUUAUUUAUUAUGGUGUAUUGAACGUAAUGAACGAGAAAAAAAAAAAUGUUAAGUAUAAAAAUAUCAUCUCGUUUUAAUGCUAGUGUGUAAUUUUUGAAAUUUUUGAAAGUUAUUUUUAUUUUUUUUUCAAUUUUGAUUUAACAUUUUGGCGGGCGGAUUGAUAAACGAUCGCUGACCGGAUUCGGUCAGCGAGCAGCAGCCGGUCACUGCUGGUCUAUCGCGUACUCGUCGCCCGCAACCCGUGGCUUCAUCUUAAAAACCGCGUUGCGACGUGGCGGCGAUGCACGGAGCGCAGCUCGUUUAUUGCCCGCGUAGGCGUCGUCGGCGGCGGACGAACGUGCCGGGCCGAAAGGCCGUAAGCGCCUGCUGCCACCGCUGCCGCCGCUGCCGUGCUGGAUGAACGCAGGUUAUAAUCCUCCGGUCGGGUUACCAUGGUUACCGGAGUAUCAUCAGACGGGGUGUCACGUGUGGUUGGCGACUUACAGACGCUACACGCCGUUAAUCGAUUUACUCCUCACGCACCGCACACACACACACACACACACACACACACACGCGCGCGCACACGCACGCACACAUACACACACGCGCGCGGACGCACGCACACACGGACACACGCACACGAAAGCUCACGCACACUUAUAUACACUACUACACUGACACGCCGUCAUAAUUAUUAUUAUGUGCACCGCGAUGAUGUAUUUUUUCCUCCCUCCCCCCCCCCCCCCCCGUCGUCAUCGUAUACUCGCACCGGAGUUUAAAUAACUGUACAGUUCGAUCGUUCUGCGAUAUAAUAUUGUACACUACAUACAGGGCGAUCCGUUUGUCAUUAUUUAGCAAAGUAUCGACUUGUGCCGAAAUAAAAAAAAAAAAAAAAAAAAUAAAAAAAAAAAAAAAAAAAUACAUAAAAAUAAAAAUCCAAGAAAAAUAGCGGCUUUAAAAAAUUCUAUAUUUUCGUUAUUCUCGCCCUUAUUUUCGGACGUGAAGUGCCUACUUAUACUUUCAACCGACAACCCGUAUUUAAAAUUCCCUCGAUAGAAAGGGUAUUAGUUUAAAUACAUUUUGUUGUCGAAAGUUUAUAUUUCCGUUAACCCCGUUGAUGAGAUAUUUCGAGUUUAAGUUCGGGUAGGAGCCCCUUUUUUAAACGCCAGGCGCUAUGCCACCAUAUAAACGAUACUCCGUUACUAUUUCAUCAUAUUCAAACUUAAAAAUGAAAUAUCUCGUCGACCGGUUGAUGGACACAAAAAAUUUCAACGCUGUGAUAUACUUAAACUAACGUCGUACCUAUUGAGAGAAUUUCAAAUAUUGGUUGUCGUUUGAAAAUCAAAAACAGAUAAGCGUUUCACCUCCAAAAAUAAUUGUGUCGACAAAAAUAAUGAAAACAUAACAGUUUAGAGCGGUUUGUUUUUUUUGAACUGUUAAAAAUAUAUUUGUUGAAAAUAGUCAAAAUUAUACGAAAUAAUGAGCUUUUACAUUAAAUGAACCGGCCUGCAUAAUACGCGUGUGUAUCGUGCUUGUAAAACUACCAAACGGAACUCAGAUCGGUUCGUGAUGAUGUAUACAGGACGCCGUUUUAUAAUAGCUGUGAACCAACGAUGGCAUGACGGGAUGCACGUUGUAAUUUCGUUUGAAUACUGAAAUACAAACGAAAUGCGAAGGUUCGACUAAUUAAAGAAGUUUUUUUUUUCUUGUGUAACAAACUCGGCGAAUAAUAAUAAUAAAAAAAAGAGAUGAUACGGUUUCCAUUAAAAUUUAAACUUUAAACGUUUAUAAAAAAAAAAAAAAAGGUCUAUUAAAUUACGCUGAACUUUUUGUUUUUCGACUACCAAAUAAAACUUAUUAUAUGAUGAUCUUCCUGUGAAAUUUUCGAGCAUUUCAUCUCGGUCAAAACGAUUAUAAAACUAAAAUAUAAUUUUUUUUUUUUAAACGCUAAAAUGUCAUAUCCUAUAAAUAACUACAAAAUGUUUAUAAUUUUUUGAAAAAUAAAGAUAUAAAUAAUCAAUAAAGGGACAGCAUUUUUGGUUAAUACAAAUUACAAGCCACGAUUUUUAACAAAAUUACAAAAAAUGCAAAGAAAUCGAAAAUAUAUUUUAAACUGUUAAUUUCGUAAAAUGCUCAGUUUUUCCUAUAUUUUUGUUUUUUUUUUUGCCAAUAAUUAAGAAAACUAAAGGUCAAAUGAAAAAAAAAAAAAAACAAAAUAAUAGAAAACAAUUUUUCAAUACACCAAUUAGACAAAAUUAUCUUUCAGAAAAGACGCUACGCCUUGAAAAACAGAUCGAGACAUUAAGUUAUUGCUUAUUAAUAGUCUGACAAAAAAAACAACCACACUUAUCUUAGUAAAACCAAUAUAUCCUCGAUACGCUCAGUCUUAAAGUCCGAAAUUUGAGCGUUAGUUGCCGGGAUCGAAACGUCUGAUCUCUGCCGAUAGGUUUACUUGCGUUCCUUUUUUUGUCCUAUGAAAGAACUGCAAAUCUAGAAAAAUAUUGUUCAAAUAAAUUGUAUUAAGGAUUACAACCGGUGGUGUUCGCAUAUUAUGCGCUGUACACUAUCAACAUUUUGUUGUACAGUCACAGGUAUACCGUGUAUUGCACGAAAAUAAUUUUUCAAACAGACAAAACCGUCAUGGUGUACAAUAAUUAUUAUUAUCCAAACAUAUCACUCACGCCAGUGGUUUUCAACCUGAUUCCAUCAAGAAAUCGCGAGUGAUAAUGGUGCAUGGGUGAGGGGUUGCCAAAAACUAUAACUAUCGCGUUUGCUGUACAACAAUAUAUAUCUUAGUAUUCAAGUUUUACCAAAAAAAUGUUUGAAUUUGUUGUGAAAAAACACAAGGUCCCAAUUGGAUUGAAAAAAAAAGGUUCGAGUAAAGGUUGAAACCGCUGAAUCUUGCCACUAAAACUAUAAAAGUAGUACAAACUAUAUUUAUUUCAGUAAUUAUAAUUAAAUUAUUCGUAAUAUUAUCUUAGUUUGAUUACAAUAGUUUGGUAAUCUCGGUUUAAUUGUCGUACAAUCGAUAUCUAUAUUUCCCUGUACGCGGUAGAUAUCACAAUUCGCCAUUAGAAAUAUGUAAAACGUCCCGCGCUAGGCAAACGCUACGGCACUCUCGGACAAAUGAGUGGCGUUACGGGAACACCACUGCAGGAACACACCUAACCGAAAAAGUGGUCGCGGACGCGAUAAAAAAAAAAACACGCGCGUACUUCGCUCCGAGUAUAAUGUCGGCUAUUAAAUAUUAUGUUAUUUGUGUUAAUGUUCUCGUGCCCGAUAUCGCGUAAUUUUACAACCGUCCGGCCGUCCAUAAUAAAACCUAAACAAUCCCAUCCCGACGCUGUACGGUCGUAAAAUAAUAUUAUAUCGUCGUAUAUUAUGUCCGGCGCGUUUCACUCGAGAUUCGGCGAGUGAAAAAAUAAAAACGGAGUAAAGAAUCGCAAAAGUUACCGGGUACCGAUAAAACAGUCCCGUCGAAUAUACGACGUCCUCGUUGGUUAUCAUCGGUAAUCACGACACAAUCGCGAUACUCGUGCGUUAUCACAUUAUGACGGCCUGGACACAAUCGAUGAAACAACCACAUUAAUAUCGAAUUUUAUUGUAACGAUGCGCGGGAUUUAAAAGCGAUAUAAAACCGACACCAAAGGGAUACGUUUGAGCAGCGGUCGGGAAUCAAUACCUUCAACGUAGUGGGCUACAGCCAUCGCUUCAUUACUAGAAAAAAAAAAAAAAAAAAGAGUUUACCUUACAAUAAUCGCUACAUUUUUUUUUUUUUGUAAGUGCAUAUGUCGCUAUGAAUUUUAACCGGUGCUUUAAUUUGUUUGGAUAUUUCGAUAGUUGAUAUUGAAUAGAGCAGGUACUUGCGUACAGUUUACGAAUUGGUAGCGAAAAAUUAUUCACAUUUGGCGUUUCCGAUGUGAAAAAAAAAAUGACACUUGCAUCACUUACUCAGUUACAUGACAUAAUAUUUUACUAAAAUAAAAACGUUAGAAAAAAUUCAUAAUUCUGUUUCAGUAAAAAAUAUCGAAAUUCGCGCUCGACAUCAAAUACAGUAAUAUCAUUCGACCGUUAGUCGAAAUAAUAUUUCGUAAACGAUAACAGCUAUUGAUAAGCCUGACGAGUAGGUAAUAAACAACGAGAACGUGGUGUUCGGGAAAAUUUCGCCGCGAUUGGCGACGGGGCUGCUGGGCAUGGAUACCGAAAUAAUGCGAUAUGGAUUAUAGAUGGAUUAUAGAUGAGUCCAUAGAUAUUAAAUUCUAUUACAUUCAUUAUCUACGAUUUGGUCCCAGUAUCGCCGCCAGGUGUUGGCCCGUUUGCUUUCUACCGUGAACAGCGAUUUUCGUAUCGCGUACGGGUCACGUCAUGUCUUAUAAUGUCCUAUACCUAUAUAAUAAAAUAGUAACAAUGCGGUUUUUGUGUUAUUUUCGUUAUUGUUCGCGCGAUGUGAUGUAUACGGCAGAUCAGAUUCUGCACAAUAUCCCAAGGCGGGCCUUGUGUACGGUAUAUUAUUACAUAAUAACGAAAUCGAUUAUGUUUAUUUAAAAAAAAAAAAAAAAAAAAAAAAAAAAUAAACCGCGGCUACGUGACUCGACCAAUGAGAACAUUUCAAUAAGUUUCGAGAUCGCGUGUCGGGCGGGUGUAACGGCGAAAUUAUUAUUACAAACAGUUACAGUAUGUUAUAUGUAUAACGAUCGUUAUUUUUAAUAAUUAUAAGGUAGGCCAGAAGGUAUUAUUCUCUAACGAUAAUUCCGUUUUCUCGUUUGUACGCCGGUGUACAGUCGCACGACGCGCAGGUAUAUGCGCGGGACCGAUGGCGUGUUCAGAAUUGUAUUGUGAAUUUGGAGAUACGGGGUAGAGGGAUCUGAAUAUAACUAGUCAGGUAUAAAUACAAAAUCGUUGGAAAUUUUUUCCUGCGGGUGGGAAUGGAUACGAUAACUGGUACCCACUCCCUUCAAACAGCGCGUCUGUUAUUACAAACAAUUGGUUAACGUAUCGUAACAAUGCAUCGUGAUUAGCAUACAAUAAUUCCGAGCGGAGUGAUUUUUUUUACUAAGAUGUUUAUUUUAUUUUUUUUUUUAUCUGUGUGCGAAACUUGUAUACAAGAAGUCUUGCUCAGAUUUUUAAGUUUAACGCCUUUUGUGAAAUGAAAUCUGUAUGGGCAGGUACAUUAAGGAGGUCAUUAUUCGAUUUUCUCAGGAGUUUUCCCAGCAAAUGUGCAUAACCGAGACAAAAUGUGGGUAAACCGGGAAAAUCGGUGCAACAUUAAACAAAUAUUGUUAAAGAAAAUAUAAAAAGCCUAUUUAAUUAUUUUAUUAUAGAAUGACACAUAUUUUUGACAAAGCAUUAACAAACUGAACUCUGCUUGGAAUCGUUUGUUUUUAUAAGCAAUGGAUUAUCGUUCUUUACAGGUAUACAUUAAAUUUUCUAUAACAGUGGCCGCACCCGUCCCAUUAUCCUAGGAUGUCUUUUUUUUUUUUUUUAUUGAAUAUCUCCGAAUAUUAAUGAAAAAUAAACAAAAUUACAGAAAAUUCAUAAAGCAUAAAUUACAAUUAAAAAAAAUCAAUAGGGGGUAGAUAUUAUAAUACCGUCAAUUCUACACCCCGUCGAACACGCCCCUGCAUGGAAGCCGAUUUCAAUACAAUUUAGUAGUUCAUUAUGAAUAAUGUGUGUGUUAAUAAAUUAUUCACUUUUAUAUAAUAAUAAUAUUCUAGUUUAGAAAAAUUGCUUGAACAAUACCACACUCGUUUUUAUAUUAGGUAUACAUAGAUUUUUUUAUCGAUAAUAUAAAAAUCAAAUUGACUCUAGUAUUAAACAAGUAUGUACUUAACUUAAUUUUUUUUUCCAUAACCUAUAUUUAAUAUGUAGCGUAAUAUUGAUCGUUUCCUUAAGAAUUAUAAUAAAAUUUCCGUAUUUUGUUAUACUUGUAUAUUAUUUUAUUAUAACUGAACAUUAUUUUAAAUUCAAUUUCGUAUAUUAAAAAAAAAAAAAAAAAAAUAUGCUUGUACAUUAUUUAUUAUUUAUCGCGGAGAUUUAUUAUAUACACGAUAAUAAUAUUUUUAAGUAAAGGUAGGUAAAUAUUAUAAUACUGUGUUACAGUUAUUCAGCGUUUUUUUUUUUUUUUUUGUAAAAUGUAAGCGAACGUUUUUCUUUCUUUUAUACAGUUUAAUUUACAUAUUAGGUCGAUAAUAUAUUAUAUUAUACAAAAUAGUUUUUUUUUUUUUUUCGUAUUCUUUCAUAUUAUGUAAUUUGAAUAUAAAUAUAUAGUAGAAAAAUACUUGUAGAGUGUAAGUAUUAAAAUGUUUUUUGGCUGUUAUAAAAUAUAUUAGAUUUUUUUUGAACUUUUGAACUAGUGCAGCUAUUCAUAGUUUGACGUCCGUACACGGUGUAAUCCCAGAAUCACAUUUUUUAAUUAUAUAGAAGUUAUUUCGGGAAUUAUUACCGAAAUCACACCCGGCGUCACUCUACAAUGACCACAUAAUUUCAACAUACCUAGCAAGUACCUAAUAAUAUUAAUAUGUCGUUGGCGUUGAAUCGACACAAAAAGAGUAUUUUAGGAAAACUCAUUCAUUGAUCGGUCAAACGCAAUAAUGAAUAUAGCGCUGUGUAUUAUCUAAAAAGUAAUAUUUUUAUCCAUGAUCUUAUCUAGGCGAAUAAAAAAAUAAGUUAUCGCAGUCGUAUCUUAGGAUAAAUAAUUGAAUCGUCCAGAUAAAUCUAUCUAGGUCGUUAUUUAUAUUAGAAAUAAAUGUCAACAACAUAUUUAAUGUAAUAUAUUUUCAUACGGUAAUAAUUACGUUUUAUUAUUCGCGUGACCUAAAUUUUGAAAUCUAUAUAUUAUGGUACACUCUUACUGCGUUUAGCACUUAGUAUUUUAGCGAUUGGCAGUGAACGAAAUUAUCAUAUUUUUUUGUCUAGAUAAAAAGUUGCUAAUCGUAUUCAACUUUGUCUAGAAAAUUAAAUUAUUAAAUUUUCAAAAUUAUCGUUACACUACACUGACAGCGAGCGUUCCGUUAGACGAACGGAGUCUCCGGGUUUUGAAUACCAAUUCCAGGGGUAUACCCAAAUACAUAUGCAUGUCGGACCAAAAAUCAACAAGACACUAUAAUACUUGUGUAAUAUGUUGGUAUGUAAUUUAUACAUGUAUAUUUUUUUUCGUUUUCUACGCAAUCAAAACCGUAGACGUUUUUUGUAACGUUUGUGACGCGGUAUAAAAUACAAUAAUAUGCGAGAGGCUAUUGUACGCUAUUGACGUCCAAUAAAAUGUUGUAGUUAUGAACGAUACAUAUUGCAGUCCAUGUAACAAAGUUAAAAGAUCACGCGUUUCCAACUUCGUUUGUUGUGAAAAGUAAUUUUAAUCCGGGUCGGAUUCGCGUAUACAUACUUACUCGGAUCCACACCCCUGAGUUUGGGACUUUAAAUUCAAUUUAGAAAGUUUAAACUUAAAAUCUGUCAGGUACCUAUUUUAAGUGUUAAAUAUAUAUAUAUAUAUAUGCAGUGUCGUCCUGGCCAUGGCCGCUAGGCCAUGAACGUAUCCCGAGCACCCGGUAGUGUAUGUGUCUGGGAGCCUCUUAGGCCCUGAGAUUUAGAAAAUAUCGUCAUUUAACUAUACUCACUGUCUUUUAUGCACAGAUUAAAUACACCGUUUGAACUUUAGUUAACCGUUACGGACACUGCAUCAUACAACAAUAAAAUAUUAUCGGUCGUUAUUAAUAGUAAUACUGCGUGAGCUAUUCAAUUAUUUAAAAUGCACAAAAUGCUGAAAAGUGCAAAGAUUUCGCCGAAAUUCCAUAUUGUGAAUAAAUCAUAAUAUAUGUAUACAUUUUAUAUAUAUGUAUUUUUUACAGUAUGGGCGUCACUGUAUUUAGACCUGCCCGCGUCGUUAUUUUCAGAAAAAUUAUCGACCGACGAUACCGGCUUCCGACCCAAAUAUUAUACUUAUUUUCACGGUGUUAAAAUUUUCAUUUAUGGGAUUCCUUAAAAAAACAAAAAUGUUCCGGGGGGGCCUUUGGUGUGCCGGGUCGUCAAUGAUUGAUGACUUAGAUGAGAGAUGAAUGAAAAAUAAUAGACCGACGCGUUUAUAAAAUAUUUUACUCGCUUAGGCAACCUGACAUAAUUUUACUACCUAUUCUCCAAUGAAUAAGUGAACAACUAAAUAAUUGUAUAUUUCAAUAAAAAUGAUAACUAUUAGAGAAAUAAUCGUUUCAAAUAUAUUACACUUGUAUCACGUUAAAAAAUUAUACGCCAAAUUCGAUUCAGUAUUCGUAGGGCGUAGUUUCUGUUUGUGGCUGGGCGUAAAAUUACGUGCGAUAGCGAAUGUAUUAGGUAGUAUGCAUUUCGGUAUACUAUUUUAAUAUAUUAUUAUGCUUUGUGAUGUAAUUUUUCACCAGAUAAUACUUUAAUUGAAUUUUUUUUCGAAAUUCUCAUUAAUUUUAUCUCGGAAGAAACGGAAUUUCCAUGCGUCUGUCGGUACUUAACUCGAUGCGUUUUUAUUUUUAAACUUUCAACAGUUCGUCCGUUCCAGAUCCUUCGUUUGGUGCUAAUCUCGGAAAACACUUUUUCGGUCGUUAAAAAACGGUCUAAAUAACGAUUCGGUAUAGGAUUAUAUUCGAUAUUGUAUCCAUUUUAAUAAAAGUAAUUUAUAUUAAGUGUAAUACGGUGUACGACCGUGUACUGCAUGCCUAGGUCAUUAAAUCAAUAUGAAAACAUUUUUAUUUUUCGAGCGGCGGGGAUGGGACGGUAGUGAUAUAUGCGCGCAGUAGGAAAUCGUCCGAAUUUUGGGCAACGCUUUGCAGGGUUUCAUGUGUUUGUCCACAACAGAUGCGACUGUCCGGACAUGGCCGUUUCGAUAUGCGUAAAACUGAAGCCCGGCGACCGUGCACACCAAGAGGGAAAAUUGUAUUGAUUAACCCGUAAAAUAUUAUAAUAUUUUGCUUAUGCCGUGGAGCUACCACGCGACAAACUUACGUUACGAUAAUAAUUUCUGAAAUAUAAAUACGUUCAAAUUGCGUACCCACGUGUUUCUCUAUUAAACAUACCCACGUGGACAAAUUUCGUAAAUCCCACGAACACGGGGUGUGGCGUACACGUCAUAUAAAAUGUUCGUAAAUGUUAUAUAUAUAUAUAUAUAUAUUUUUUUUUAUCAAAUUACCUAAUGGGAUAGCGAACAUUAUAACAUUAUACAGGACACGGUGUGAUUAUAUUUUAUUUUUUCGAAUAAAGACCCUUUCGGUUUAUUAAAUUUAAUAUAUAUUUUAUUAUUAUUAUUAUUUUUUUCUUUUUUUUUUUUUUUACAAAACCAUCGUUGAAAUAUACACCUCUGAACUUGAAUGUGUACGCCAAUAUUCGACACACCCCGUCUAUUCAAUAUACCGGAAAACGUACGCGUAUAAAGUUACCUAUAUAAUAAUAAUAAUGAUAUAAUUUUAAAUAUUAAAGUAAGAUUUCUGGUAGUAAAGUCGCUAAAGUCGCGAAGAAAAAAAUAACCAAUGCGUACAAUUAAAACCAUUACCAUACAUUGCUGCGCCAAGAAUCUAAAACGUAUACGUUCCGGAGAAAUCCGCGAGGGUUUACAACUGUUUUCUUUUUCCAUGACAAGUCGUAUUAGGAUUUGAAAAAUAUCUUACGUGUUUAUGAGUACACUGUCACCAAGCGUCGUUAAACAAUUAUGAUUGUUAACUUUCUCGUUACGAAUAUGACUAAACAGGUAAAAAUAACGAUUUUUUUUAAUCGUUAUAUUUUUUUAGCGUACAUACGUCACAGUGAAAUUCAUUCGGCAUUGUGUUUUAUCGAACGCAGUUCAUUCAUUUCAAACGGAGAUUAGCUUAAUUUCGGGAUUAACUGAGUGUUUUAUACCGCACGAAAUGGUCGGACUGAUAUUCGAGUCGUUUGUUACAUCGCUUCAUCUAUAAAAGGAUGCGGCGUGUCAGCGAAAUUCUGGGUAAAUGUUGCGCCAAUGAGGUUCCUUCAUUCGCUGAAUAUCCAUCAACUCUCGUGUCACGGUUUUCUCCCCUUUAUUCUGAUACGGUAACUAAACUGGAUGAGAAAGGUAGGGAGGGAAUUUCGAUGUUUUUAUACGCUUUUUGUCGUUCUUAACGACAUAAUAACGUUUUUUGAAAGAAAUGAAAAAAAUAAAUAAAAUAAAACAACAACAACAGAAACUUUAAGAUUAAUAGUUACUUAGGGUUUUCUAAAAAAAAAAAAAAUAUUUUUACACUGACUACCACCCCCUCCCCCAUCACAAGUCAAAUAAUUUUUUUUUCCAUUUUAACCUUAAUUUUUAUUGGCAUAAGAAAAUGUUUAACUAGUUAAAUGUGUUUAUCUUUUUUUAUGUUAAAUAUAAUACAUGUACACAUACAUAACUAACUCUAUAUCUCAUAGGUUUAACGGUUAUUAUGUUAUCAUAUGUGUAACCGAAAAACAAUUUAAAAACCGAGAGCGCCGAGAUUGACUUUCUCAAAAUAUUAUAUUUUAAAUUGAAUUAAAGUAGAAAUAGUGUUAUUUAAUACACUGUUAUACGAUCGAAUUACUGUUUACAGAAGAAUAUUGAAAUAAUUGGUCUUCCUUAAAAAUUAUCACAUUUCUUUAUCAAUAUAUAGGUUAAUAUUGUUGGUAUACUGUAUUGAGUUUGAUUUCUUUUUUUUUUUUUUUAAUGAAUACUUAUUUUAUAUUAUUAUUGCUGAACGAAUAGUAAGGCAAUAGGCGUUUUUUACAUUUUCAUGUUACACGCAAACGCAAUUAAGUAAAAUUAACAAAGUGUGCGCGUGAUAUUUAUUACAUUAAUAUUUUGUCAACAUGCAACAUAUAUGUGUGGAGUGUAACAUUAUACAGAUGUGAAAUCUAGACAGUAAACAUAAUCAUAAAGGAAAAUGUUUGAAACAUGGUGCUACCAAAUAUUGCUCACGAUUCCGCGUUGCAACAAAGUAAUAAAUGAAAAAGUGGCAAGAAGAACUAAGCAAAAAAAGAAAACUUUGGCAAAUUUUUUAAAAAAAAUCGAAGGGAUAAUAUCAUAGAUCACAUUUUGUGCCGUGACAAUUUGUUUAAGAUGAUAAUUGAAGGUUAUGCGUGUGGAAAACUCGGAAAAGGAAGACCAAGGGUGAAAUACAUACCGUAAUACCGCAUGCAUUUUCCUACAGAAGAACGGUGAUUUGCAUGAAAAUUUAAAACACUGGAUUGAGUGUGGUUGGAUAAAAUGGAGAAAGUAAGCGUCUAGUAUUUCGUGUGACAAGAGAAUUUUAAUGAGACUUACGUUAAGUUCUGAAGAGUGAAGGAAGAAGAUAGGAUAUGGGAUGAGUAUAGCAUAGAUGGGUGGCAUAGACGUGGAUUCGAUAAUANACGUAAUAAGAGAAAAUAGACAGCGAUGUUUCGGGCAAGUCACGAGGAGAGAGGAACCUGAAGCAAUACAAAUCGUAAUGGAAAAACAUGUAGAAGGAAAGAGAUGGAGAGAAAAAUUAAAAAAAAAAUGUGGUUAUACGCGAUAAUACUAAUAUGAAAAAAGAUAUUGAUAAUAAUAUGAUUUUUUUUUUUUUUUUUAUAUAAUAGUGAUAUUGAAAACAAUUUAAAACAAACUUGCACAACGAAAGUUCUGUUUGUAUUAUGUUGAAAAUUUAGUUUCUCUUAUACGUAGAGUAUUUCUUGUCCGCGCAAAACUUGAUAACGUAAAUAUUAUAUCGAUAUCAUAAUUUCUUGCAAAAAUAAAAAAAAAAACACAAAUACCUGCAAUAAUGUAACAAGAAUACUUGUAAAUGUAUUUGAAAGUAAAUUUGAAUAUUUUUGAGUUGAUGAUAACUAUCGUAACCUAGACAAUAAACCAAUGGCGAGGGAAGACUUAAAAAUGUAUUAAUUGUAUUUAAUAUUUUUACAUGCAUAUUUGUUUUUUAUUUUCUGGUUAUUUGAACAUAAUUUUAAAAAACGUAGUUGGAUAUAAUCAGUAGAGUAUUUUUUUUCGUUUUUUGUGAUAAUUUAUUACAUGAACAUUUUUUUUUGUUUUAAUUCAAGUGGAUUCGGGAGGUAACUUUUAAAAUUAUGUUUUUCCCCGUUUCAUUUUAGUCACGGUAAACACCCUUUCACUGGUGCAUAAAAAAUGAUCCUAUAUAAUUUCAUCCAUUUUUCAUAUUUUUGGCCGGGAUUCAAAUAAAUAUUAUUUAUUUCGAAAUAACUGUUUACGAUGUUUAAAAACGUAAUAAUAAUCGAUAAUAUUUAUUAUUUUAUUGUAAUGAAGUAGAACGAUGGAAAUUGUUAAAAAUAUUCGUAGAAACUUGAAAUUUUUACAGAAAAAUCAUAUUUAUUUAUGCGGACAUUUUUAUAACUUUUAAGCCAAUUUCGACUAUUAAAAUUUUGCGAAUCUCUUACGUAAUUUUUAUUUGUUAGGUACCCUGUAGAUAAAAUGUUCAGACUAAACAGAAAUGCUUGAAAAUUUAACAAGAGAUUCAUUAUUAGUCAUACUUGGUGGUAAAAAAAAAAAAAUCGAGUGUGAUGUAUUAUUAUUAUUUUUUAUAUAAGUUUGAAAAUUAAAUUUUGACGAAAAUCAUAAAUAUUACGGUGUAUCAAAACAUUUACAACCGAACUUCGUUCUGAAUCGUUUUUCGUUAACAAUAGUUUAUCGUUGGUGACAAGUAUAAAUUAAAUAACUUUACGUAUCUCACCUUUCUAACUACUCACCUCACAAUAGUGGCCACACCCGUCCCUGCGGUAUCAGCUUUUUUUUUUUUUAUAAUUUGAUUUAUCGAGAAAAGAAUGGCAAACCCUUUGUUAUUUUGCUAUAUCCAAUUAUAUUGUUUAUUUGUAUAGGAAGAUUUUUUAUUUUUAAUUUUAAAACAAAUAUAAACCACAAGUGUGUAGGUCAUUCGUAGGUAAUUAAUUUGAUACCAACGAUCGACCGUUUCAUCGCGUUUUUUUAUAUAUUCCGCUAAUAAUACGAUAAAGGAAAAAAAAAACAAAAUUGUUAUUUUGGCCUUUUCUUUUUAUAUAUAUUUAUAUAAUUUGACCAUUUAUUUUGUUCGCACUACGGAGUUUUUAUUAUAGGAUUGGUCACCCGUCGAGAGCUUUAAUCAGCGACAAUAGCGUUCCGUGAUAAUGUCCAGAAAAGUACAAUAUCUGAAAUGUAAAAAUAAAUGUUUUGUAAAAUUAUCUCCACCGUCCGAAUCUUUAGCGGCAGCCGUACAAUGCAACAUACCUAAAACUCGCAGUCCGGCUACCUCUAUAUUAUUUUAUAUAGAAGAUACCUACCUACAUAGUAUUGUUAUAUACAGCGGCUAAACAAACUUUGGCGUGUUUAGAGUUCCGGCGAAGAGACAAAUUCUUCAUAGCCCCAUUUCAGGUUAAUGCGGCGUUUAAAAAUUAUUCCCGCGUAACACAAUAAUAAUUACAAUUAUAAUAGUACCUCGAGCAUUACGGACAGAUCCAGACGAAACGAUGCGUUGCCAAGUUUACGAAUUUUCUUAUUAAGAAAAGAAAAAUAACGUUUUCUCUUAUGAUAAAAUAUAUAAGCGCGCAUUCGAAUAUGUCGUGCAUUAUUCUAAACACCGAAAUGGUGUGAUAUUAAGAGGCCGUGCUACCGAACGUAACAAUUCGACUGUUUCGAUUGUAUUGCGAACAAUAACGACGUUUUGCGCGGUUAUUUAAUAUUUUCGGUAUUACAGGCGCAGAAGAAAAUUAUUUUAGUUUCAAAAUCGGAUAAUUUUAAGUUUUUCAAACUAUAAUAUCCGUGCAUUUCGUAAUAGUGAUAUAGAACAACUUUGUUUUACGUUUGAAGACGAAUAUUAAACGCGAUGUAUAGGAGUAGAUGAUCUUAUACGUCAUGCGAAAUAAGUAGGUGUGUAUUGGCGCAUGAUAAGUAAACCCAACUAUAAAUAUAAUGGAAAUACAAUAUAAACGUAUACUGUAUGUACACUGUGUUUUAAAUACGAAUUGAAAUAUUCGUACGCAAAACAAUUUUUAUGAUGACGGUUGGUUGAUUUUUUCUUCCGGUGUUUUUGUGUCCGUCUGUGUUGAACUAAAUAACAGUGUAACACAAAUACAACAAAUAAAUUUCAAAUACUACACAUUGACGGUAAGGAAAAAAUAAAACGGGAUUAAUACGGGACAAAAUGCGAACAGUAUACAUUUCGACAGAACAUCCGGACAAUACCGUACGAUUCGGCGGGACGCAUGGGGUCACCCAAUUUUAUGGUGAAAAUUUGGUUUCUUAACUGAGUCCGCGACCCGAGCAGUUUUUGCAGGGAGAGGUAAAAAAAAAAAACCACUUGAUUUUAAAUUAUAACUACAGCCGCCCGACCGUCCUGAAUCUGUAUCGCGCGGUGAACUCUGUGCUGUAGAUGAAAAACGGACGGAACGUGAAGAGUUUUGAAUUCCGUUCGGGAGAUUCCUGGACCUUUGGUUAUACGGUGCGAUACCGACUCAGAACCCGAAAAUAUAAGUCUGUCCGUCCAAUAUAAUCUACGGGCGUUCACACUCGUGUGAUGUCGUGAAAUUAAUCUCUUAAAAUCGUAAAAUUAAUGUCGUUAAAAAAAAAAAAAAAAAAAAACCUGUCCACUAUGCACACAAUUAAAUUUCGAUAAGAAUUACAGACGUGUAAAAGCCAAAUGCUAUAGAUGACGGAUACGGGUCGCUCGAUGUAAAUAAAUUACCGCGGACGAGGCGUACCCGAAAAUGCUGACGGUUAUCUAUUUAACAGCCACACGCUUGAUUACGAUCAACUGAUUGUGGUGUACAUUACGUCAUCUUAAUGUUAUACCGGAUCCGCUUAACACAAUCAAAUAAAUUACAAACGAAAAACGAUACUAUGAAAUGACUAAAAUUCACCGAUUCACCACCAAUUACCGUUUUUUACAUCAGCGUUGUAUCAGACGUCGUAUUCAGUAUCAAACAAAAAUAAUAACAAACACAGCUGAUAUUAUAGAUUUCCGCGGGGUUUUGUAAUACGCAGACAACGGCCGGCCGCCAACACCGAUCGCAAUAUUAAUUUAUUAUUGCAGUAAAAUCAGUCGGAUCAAAUAAAUGUUUAUGAAACCGUUCGGCGCGCGAUGAGUGCCGCGCGUAAAACCGUUUUGAUUUAUGAAAUUAAAAACAAAACAAGAGAAAAAAAAAAAAGAUCGAAAAUAAUAUACUAUAGUUUUAUAACACUUUUUUUUCUCUUUCUAAUGGAUUUAUAUUUCGAGACCCGAGACACUCCGGGAACGAAAUAAUAAUAAAAAAAAAAAAUUACAUUAUUAUUAUGGUUAUUAGUUAUGACUACGAUAGGUAAUAUAUUUUUCGGAUUCGAACGAAGACGAAGAAACGCAGUACGCGUUUUAUUUUAUAUUAUACCUAUUAAAUUCCCGUUGCCCGUAUUAUUGUAAUAUAAUAGCGUAUAGAUAUUUACGAAAAUAAUAUACUUUUGCAAUUACGUUAAUGAACAUUCGGCCGUAAAUAUAACGCGGGCAAAGUCAUUAUUAUAUUAUACCGAAUGCGAUUUUAUCGCAGGAAUGGGAGGGGGUUAAGAGGGAGAGAAAAUGUUACCUACCUACGCGCGUUAUUUUUAUGCACCUCGUAAAACACGUUGGGCGUAUCAAAAACUCAUAGUAUAAUGUACACUCUAUUCGCGGCUAUAAUAAUAAUAGCCGAUAAUAGGACUUUCUAGUUUAUUAAAAAUAUCCCAAAGGUCACGGAUAAAGAUGUUGAAAAUUUAUUCACAGCGUGUGCAAGUAUAAUAACAAUAUAAUAGGUACCGAACACACUGUGCCCGUCGCUUGUAUGUUUGGGCAAUAAUUUAGAGUUAGGAUUUUGUAGCUCGAUAAAACUAUAGAAAAACAAAACAGAAAAAAAAAAAAAAACAAACGCUCGAAUCACAAAAUACCUUAACUAACUAACAAAGCGCCUAAAAUAUUUAAAAAUUUCGCGAAAAAAAUAAAAAUGAAUAUUGUACGUAUUAGCUUUGUUUUAUUCUGAUGGUUUAAUGUUUAAUGAUUGUUUGUAUUACUAUAAUACACGAAACAGGUUGAACACCAGUUUAAAUAUUCCGAAUCGUGUGUAAAUACCUAUGAAUAAAAUGUAAAUAGAAAAAUAUUUAUGAAAAAAAAAAUUACAACAUUUAAAAAUGUAAUGGUGUCUGACACGACACGAAUACGUGACAUUAUUAUAUUUUAUAACCGCGUAAAUAUUUACGUGACGUUCACUAACGUUGUCAGUGUAUGUAAUAUGUGGAGGGAGGAAAGAAAUGUUUUAAAACCGGCGUCCGAAAUUAAUGUAAAUUAAUAUCGAUUUAUAACCAUUAACCGUAGAUAAUAAAGGGACGGAUAGGACAUGCCUAUACAAAUCUCAGGAGAGGUUCGGUCCCCGGAAUGGCUGCCAACUGAGGCCAAUUAUUAUCAAAGCAAUUUUAGGACUCCCGUGUGAUCGAAAUACCUACUAUCCUGAAAUUAUAAAUUAUAUUAAACCAUUUCAUGAUAAAAUCAUAGUUUUUCAAUUAUCGUUUAUUUGAAAUUCUUGCGGUAACAUUUCAAUUUCUAAUAUAAUGAAAUACAAAAUACUAUGCACAACGGUAGUGCAUCCGUUUCUUGUAGUAACAGCUCUUUUUUUUUUUUUACACAUUAAAAUGCAUUGAAGAUUCCUAAAUAUAAAGAAGUAUAAUAAUUACAUUUAUCGGGUUACUAAAAAAUAUAAGAAUCUGUAUCACAGUGCUACCUGACUAACCGAUAUAGGUGUAUUAAAAAUUUAAUAUUUUCGAGUUCCUUAGAUGUUAAAAAAAGAAAAAAACGAGUUUUCAAAUGUCUUUAAAAGAAUAACUGCGAGAACAACCAUAAUAACCAUCAUAAUAUAAAAGAAAGAGGUUCGAAUUUAAAUUAUUUCAAAACGGUUUUACGAAUUAUUGAACAUUUGUCACGUUCGGAUUUAAAAUAUUAAUAAUAAACACGCACCGUUAUAAUCGUGUCAAUAACACGAGAGAUUUACAACGCCCGAUUACCGGAGUUUACGUCCCACACUCUGUACGAUAAUAUUUUCAAUAGUUCGAUACCGUCACUCGAAUUAUUGUUUCUAAUUUUAGAGCUUUUCAAAAACGUGCAAACGCAAAUUUGAAUUAGAUACCUAUCUAAAUUCGUAGUUUAAUCGUUUGAUUGAAAGCUCGUUAUAGAUUUAACAAUAACAGUAACCUGAUAAUAGGUGCCGAACAUAUUAUUGUUAUUACGGUUAUAAAAGCUAUGCAAUUAUAAGCGUCACGCCACAUACUGUUUUGAAAGUAGCAUAGUAAGACGCGGAGUAUAAACACACAAAAAAAAAAAGUAUUAUUAAAAAAUUUGUCAUGAAAACAAUAUAUGCUCGGUCUCGUAUCUGUGCUUAGAGAAAUAAUAAAGGUACUGUACGGCAGAACAAGGGUUUGCGGAUAUCCGUGUAAAAUUCGCAGCCUCGCUAUUUGUCAUUGUGUAUACGGAGAAGCUUACAGAAAGUACCGUUAUGGUCGUGGUAGUCGGGUUUGUGGAGGGCCGAGAUGAAGAGAGAUAGGAAGAGAGAGAGGGGAGAGAGAGAGGAGACAGAGAGAUGGCGUCGUGUGUCUGUGAAGUUCGCGUGUAUGCGCGCGUGAGAGCGAGAGACGGUAGAGAAAAAAAGGUAAAGAUAAAACGAGCACCGACCUCUUGAACUCCGAUCGACACCCGUCACGCCUUUGUCAGACUAUAAGAGUCUCCGCGUAGUCGUAAGCCCACUUUAGCAUGUGCCUUCCAGUGUUAUUUGCUGGUUUUCACGAUCCCCGAGUGGCGGGCAGGCCUAUCUGGAAGUAUAGCAAACGUGCGCAGCAGAGGAGAGGAAAGGACGCAUAUAAAUUCAUAUAUAUAUAUGCGUAUAUAAUAUCACGGAAGAGACGUAUACGAGGGGACGGAGAGAAAUGAGGUGAAAGAAAAAAAAAACGAGUGCAAGGGAAACGCAGAAUAAAAUGGUGUGGCCGGUGGCGAAUAAGGAACGAAUAAAAUAAUAAAAAUAAUGUCAAGUUUUAAUUGAAAAAGUUUAAAAUGUUGAGAAUCCGUCUCGCCGCAGCAAUUUCUCAACAACAGCAGCAAUAUAGGCAGACACACUGCAAUCUAAUAUUGUAAUGAACACACGUGUCUCUGAGAAUGACAUAAACACAUUAAAAGGCAUUUUCUAUUAUAAUUUCGCAGUUUUCGCAAUAGUCACUUAUUUCAGGUACAUUUUACAAUGACUAAACAGCAUCUUUGACAAAAAUAUCUCAAAUCUUAUUUUAGAUGUUAUCGCAUAUUGUAUCUUGUAUCUUGCGAUACGGUUCUGAAAAGUAUCGAGUAACUUGUAUCGCGAUGCCUAAAUCAAUAUAUCUAGACGAGUAUUUAUAGAUACCCAUUUUGAAGUAUCUCGCUCAUAUGCGACUGAAGAAGGGGUCGAGUUUGGUCGUUUUCCCACCUGACUCCUACCUGAAAAUUACAUCGAAAAUUAACAAUAUUUGUAUGAAAACGGAGUGAAUCAGGGAAGUUCUUCAAAAUUUCGAAUGAGGUUUCAAAUAAAUAACCACCAAGUGAAAAAUGUAAUUAAUAUUUUCUUUUUAACGUAUCGAAUAUCGAGUAUUGUAAUAUUUUUUACACAAGUAUCUAGUAUCGAGUGUCUAGAUACUUAUUUUAAAGUAUCUUGUUCAUCCCCGGUAGUUCAAACUAUAUGUCACAUAAUUAAUGGUUGCCCUAUAGGAUCCUUCUAAAGGACGAUCAAAGGAGCCAGUGUAAAAAACCGAAAUCUCCAUUUUUUUUAUCUCAAAAAAAAAAAAAAAAAAAUCCUCAUCGAUCGGUGCAACAAUAGGACGAAUUGGAUCGUUAAAUACAGAUGUAAUACAAAAUGAAGAUGUCUGAUUUUUGCCCCAAAUAAUGGUCACGCAGUAUUUCUUUGUACUUAACACUGUUAAUCCAAUACGAGUUCUUUUACAUUUCACAACUUGUUUUGUAUACACGUUUAAAACCAUUCGCAUAAAAAAAUGUUUUUUUUUUACCACUGAGAACAUUAUUAGCGUGACAAUCAGAAACAUUUUUUUUAUAAAAUAGGUGUUUUCAACCUCUCCUGAAGACUUUCAUAAUUCGGAUUAUUAUACCCACCGCUCUAAGGAACGAGAAGUCCAUAAUGCACGUAAACGGAUCGAAUAACUGGGCGCAGACCCAUAGCGAAAUCAACCAAUUAUGGUUUGACUAUAAAAUCGUACUGUUUUUACAAAUUAUUGUUGUUAUUAUAAUUUGUGUAGAUUCUGAGCACAGCGAGAAAUGUGUUGGUUUUACAAUGAUGUUUAUUUUCAUAUAUGUUUUUUUCUGCGAACAACUUUACCGAAAAAACAUAAGGGAAACAGAAAACUUUACGAAAUGUGUUAUUUUCUAAUCGUAAAUAUUUCUGACUUUCGAAACAUAUACAACCGUACUCCGAUCAGAAUCGUUUUUCGUAAGCGAAGAUUAUUCGUUACGCACAGAUACACAUUGCGUUCCCCUCUAUAUUCCAACAGCGGCCUACCCGUAGUGCGAAAUACGUCCGUAUAUUUUUCAAAUUAGUUUUGUGUAUUUACGAUUGCGUGAUGCCGGCACGCAUACGACAACGGUAACGAUCACCCCGGCACUCGUGUACGUUCCACGCUGUUUCGCUUAUUCCUAUGCAAAUAAAUAUCCGUAAAAAUUCAUAGUGAUUCCGUAAAAAAAAAAAAAAAAAAAUAGAAAAAUCUUUAACGGGUGUGGGGGGAGGGGGGAACUGGGCGAACGCACGCGUACACGCGUACGGUUUGACCGUCCUGCCGACCGGCCGCGGCGUGACGCGGGAUAUUUAUUAUUCGUCGCCGGGCCGCGAGACGUUUCGCGGUCUCGAUUUCUGUAGCGCGCAGGGCCGUACCGACGCGUCUUUCGUACGUACCGAAUCUAUUAUUUACGCUCGCGAAUAAAUAAUAACGCCGUCUGUGUAUUAUGUAUUCGCCGUGCGUACCGCGGGCAAUGUAUGUGUAUAAAACGCGGGAAUCACUGAUUUAUCGCUCGCGCGCGAACGGCCCCCGGAUUAUAUAAUAUUUUUCUACGGUAAACACUUGCGGGUUUUAUGCGUGUCAUCUGAAAAUGACACGCCGUGUUAUUAUCAUAAACUCCUCGCCUCGCCGCGCGCGCCGCCGUCGUCGUCUCCUCGAAUUCUCUCGCGCCGCGCGCGUACGCGAACAUUAUGUAAAGUGGCGGAUGACACGGUAGACCGAGGGGGUGUGUGUGUGGGGGGGGGGGAAACAGUCCCCGGUUACUUUAGGCGGGUUUUUUUUUUUUUUCCAUUCUUCUUUUCUACUCGACGCCGCCGCUGUCGUCGUAUUUUUUUUUUUUUUUUGGCGUUUCCGUACACAGCCAGUGUACGGCCGCAUAACACACGCGUAUACAUUUCGCCGUGGGCGCGCGCACACUUCGUCCACGGGUCACGCGAUUUUUUACGGUUUUGCGGUUAUGCGAGAAAAAAAAAUUAAAAAAAAAAAGGGCCCCGAAACCGUCACGGUCGAACAUAUCGUUGUCCAGUCGCGAGUGCACGAGAUUGAAAAACCUGUCCUUGGAAACGGGGGCGGGUUCUUUUGCGAAAAACUUUUGGGAAAAUCAAAAAAAUUACUUCCCUAAAAUACCAUCUAGGCAAUAUUUCCUUUCAGAAGUGAUGCUACAUGUAGAUAUCGGAGUAGGAUUUCUGGUAGAAAUUUUUGUCACAAUAUAACAGAAAAAAUAAUAACAAUAAACAUAAUUUGUAAAACCGUAAGAUUUUUCGCUACACUCAGAAUCUAAUAUCACACAAAAUUCAAACGCGGUAUAUUACGUACACCGUAGUUUGAAUUAAAUUUAACGUCAAACGUAAAAACGGGCCGAGUUUAUAAGUGCCCACGUGUGUGUUUUUGGCCCUUAUGCAAAACUUCGGUCUGUAUAGUGGCCUACCCUAGUUGCGUGUUCCGCGGGUACCCCUAUGUAUUUCAUACAAGAUAUGGGAAAUAUUCUCUUCGUUAGUCGGCCGAACGACGAACCCGUUUUACGAAAUAGUUCGUUGACAUUUUUACGUGGACAUAGUGCAUUACAGAUCUCUCGUGUCGGUUUGUUUUCUUGUCCCGCCAAUAAUGCGCAAGAUGCCGAGAUAUGAUAAUGCACGUGGUACACAGUGUACCGUCUGAUCUUAGAAAAUUCGAGACGAUAUCUGGAUACGUGCACGUGUCUUGUGGCUUUUAUACAGAAUGAUUAACAUAACGUCGCAUAACGUAAGACAACUCGUUAUCUCUCAACGUUUCAGCAUUUUAGAAACGUUUUAGAAGUAAGUAAAUCUAAAAUGCCACAUCGCUAAUAUGUUUUCGGUUAUUCUUAUUUUAGGUGGUGUAAACACCUAAAAUUACAGUUUUAUUAGUACUUAUCACGUCAGUGUUUUUUCACGGGACGAAGAUUCCGGACAGAAAACGGACAUUUCCCUUAUCCCCGCGUCGAUACGUUUGAUACACUGUACACGUAGUACGGGGCACUAUACGCGUUUGUAUGCGAUAUUUAGGAGAAGGCGGGUCAAGACGGGGAAGCUUUAAGCUAUAAGAAGUUAUAAUUCAAUCGAAAAUUAAUGUGAUUUCGAUUUGAAAUCUGAACCGCGUGUAUUUUAUGGGAUCCGGUUAUUAAUGUAUAUUACGUCAACGAGUCUUACGCAUUCAGAUCAGUUUCAUAAAGACAUUGGUUGAAAAUACGUACGACUAUCGUUCGCCGAUCCGUUUUGUGAAACGGUGAACGGCCGAGGAAUAAUUACAUUUCAAUUCGCAUAAGCAGUGGCAAUACAUUUUACUAUGACGCGGUUAGACCGAUAAUUGUACAAAGAAAACGAAAAUUAAAUGCUCAAAACGUAAACAUAUCUUUAAACAUAUUAAAAAAAAAUGUAUACAUUUUAACUUUUAACUGCGCUAUGUUAUACAACUCACGCAAUUUCGUCCGGAAAACAAUCCAAACCCAUUAUGUGCACAUUUACCUGCGGCCGUUGCUGGAAACGCCACAAUUAAUUUUGAAACUGUCUGAUAUUAUUAAAAGAACGUUACGAGAAAGCUCGCCAUAAAAAGGGGGGGUGAAAAAAGUGGGUAACGGUAAUCGAAUAAAACGAACAUUUAAAGAUAAAAUAAGAAUUUAUUUUUAUAUCAAACGACUAAUAAGAGGAUGUUUAGGAUGUUUUUAUUUUAAUAUCGAUAAGAUAAUCGGCAUUUGAAUGGGAAAUUUAUAUUACGUGAUAUCGUAACACCAAGGAUUCUUUACAUACAGGUUUUUAUUAGGUAUGAUCUGCAGUACAAACCGUGAUUGUUGAAAAGUUCCCGUUUUGCACCAUGACUCCAAUGACAUUGCCCCAUAAUGUUCUUUCCUGCCAAUCUCUAUUUCGCACGUAUUAUAAUAUCAUAAUUGCGCUCGUCUAACUGAUAAUAAUCAUAAUAAUAAUAAUAAUGUACAGAGUGAUUAUUUUGUCUGGAAACAGCAAUUUUUCCGGAAGAUUUUAAAUAAAUUUGAUUUCUGUUUUUUUUUUUUUUUUAAUUAUUUUUAAAUCGUUUGAGCUUUAUUUUAACACUGUUCUUUAACCAUACGCCUUAUAUCUUAAUAAGAGUAUAUCCACUUUGGAUUUUGAAAUAUUAACUUCAGUUUCAAUCACAUUUUCAAACAGAGAAUAAUUUUUUUUGAAAUGUUGAAAUGUUGAUAUGCAUCACACCCAUAUCAGAUGUAAUCGUUUUGUUUGUUAUAUCAGUUUAUAGUUUAGACCGGAAGAGUGGAGUAGAGUUAAUAAUUUAUCGUUUAAAAGCAGACAAAUUCCAUUUAUUUUUAUUUCCCUUCUGCCCUUUAAAAUUCCACUAAAGAAACUAAACCGAGGGGAUAAAUAUAUCACGGGGGUCAAUAAUCACUGGCACACAGGUAUACGUAACAUAUUGGUAGUACUAUGCUAUUAUAAUUUCGCGCAGGAUAAUAUCAUUAUUAUUAUUUUUAUUAUAAUUCUUCUUCUUAUUAUUAUUAUUAUUAUUGUUAUCAUCAUCAUCAUCAUCAUGACCGUCCCGGCGUCCUAUCAAUAUUAUCUCGAAACGUUAAAUCGAACGACCUGAAUUUAAUAUCGUCACCGCGGUUAUAUUAUAAAAUGUCCAUGCUUAUUAUUAUUAUUAUUAAUAUUUUUUAAUCAAUAAUCCCAGCAACGAAUCCGAUAGCGAUAAUAUAUAGGUACGGGUUACGUAUACAAUAAAAUAAAUUAUCGUAAAUUAAAUGACAAAUUACCAUUAAUCACGAGCCGAAGGGCUGGUUCGUGGUAGUAUAUGGUAGGUACACAUUAUGGUGGUAUAGACAUCGUGUAUAGUUAGGUAGGUAUAAUACUCGUAUUUUUCGGUUACCCGCGGCAUGUGUACACGCGGUAAUAUAUUAGAAUGUCGUAAAUAUAUUUGUGUCGCGAAAAGAAGGAGUAAAAAAAAAAAAGUAGUUUCUUCAAAAAUGAAUUCGAAAUUAUUUUAAGGCUAUUAUAUUUUAUACGAAAUAUAAAAUACGACUGCGAGUGUAUAUAUUUUAUUACCGCGUAUAUUAUUAUUAUUAUUAUUUUUUUUUUUUUACUAAAUAAAAACUAACUCUCCCCGCUCCCGGUGCCCCGCCGCCUCCUUAUCCUCGCACCGCCACCGCCACCGCCGCCAUCAUAGCCGUCGUUCACCGUCGUCAUCCUGUUUGGACCUUCAUCUCCGCCCCUCUUUCCUACGUAUAUAUAUAUAUAUAUAUACAUACACAUACAAACAUAUCUAUAGUAAUAGCUGCCAAGAUUUCCAUGACGAUGAUUGAUGGGGCAGAUUUUAAAAUAUCAUAAACCGACGAAUAUCAAACAUGUUGCGGACGGGAAGGGUGACCCUCCUCGUUGCCGUCCGACCGGAGGAAACGUCCCGAUCCGAAGGAAUAACGAUAUUUUAUACAUAUAUGUAUGUACGCGAAACGAAGGGAAGUUAAAUCGAAAUGUAUACAUCAUUCGAUUUUUACUUAUAAUAUUAUAAUAUAGCCCGGGAAACGAAGGAAAAAAAACCGUUCACUAUACUUAUACGUAUAGGAGAAAAUGUUGUUUUUAUACUCGGGUCCGGUGAUUAUUGCGCCCAGCGACUGUUACCAAGAGCGGGAGGAUAAAAUGUUAAGCGAGGGGAGGGGCGAAUAAUAAAUAAGGAAUUUCACCUCCUCCGUCCUCGCAUUUCUUAAAUGAAAAUUUGUCGGGGGUAACAUACCGGGGCAUCGGUGCGAUGUCUUUGGUGAUUAUCGAUCCCGCUUGUAAUUUGGCCGGGAGUGGGUCAAAUUUCACUUGUGGAGAGUAAAUUUUUGCUGCCACGCCGGUAUACAGUUCUUUUAUAGAAAUCGGCGUAGAAAAAUACGAGGGCGGUUACAAAUAUCGUGCGAUUUUUAAACUCGCGACAAUCUACCACCACCAUCACCUCCCCUUACGUUAUGGUCCCAACUACGUGAUAUAUUUACCCAGCGGGGGCGACUAAAAGAAUAAUUAAUUCGCCGUACAAAUAAAUCCACGGCUGUCGACAUAUUUUAUGUAGGCCGAUAUCUCAAGCGUCCGACCGAAACUAUUGCCGAAUGAGUAAUAAUAUAUUAUAGAAAGUUUUGCCAUCAUUCGGGCGGAUCGAAUAGCGUCACCGUAUAAUCGCCAAAAGUCAGUCGAAAUUCGCCUGUAUUACCACGGGAAUUGGAGAUAAAAUGGAUAACGAUUAGCGAAAUAGUCUUGUCAUGAAGGUAAACGUUCGAAAGCUGUCCUAAGAUAACGGGGACGGGUGCAGCUACCGUUAAUGGCAAUUAAUGUCAGCAACGAUUAUUCAUUGCUAACGAAAAAACGAUUCUGAGCGGAGUUCAGUUGAUAGUGUUGCUUCGCCAACAAUAUACGAGUGUAUACAUUAAUAUGGUUACACAAUUACACAAAUAUUAUAUUAUAUUAUAUUUUCUUUAAUAUUAUUUGUGUCUAUUUUCCCGGUUUUCUCAUUUAUUGAGAAAACUCCUGGGAAAAUCAAAAAAAAAAAAAAAUUACCUCCUUAAAGAACCUCCCCAGUUUGAUUUCUUUUUAAAACAAAGAAAAAUAAACAUCAUUGUAAAACCAUAAGCUUCUUCGCUCAUAUCAAAAUCUAAAAUUUAAAAACAAAUGGCUAAAUUGUACAUAUUAAAGCGUAGUUCGGAAAACCUUUGACAUUUUCACGGUUGUCUAACCGCGUAGGAACCCGACUAUGCGAGCGUACGAAAUACUUUACUUAAAUUUUGUGGAUUUCGAAGAUUAACCGAGCGGAGUGUAAUAUCGUUCCGUGGUAUUUAGUCGAUUCUCUGUCGACAUAAUUUUUGUUUUUUUCCAAUGUUAAUUUAAUUCAAUUUUAUGUGUACGGGGGCGCGAGAUAUUUCUGAUGUGCGGAGUUUUUCGAGAAGGAACUCUGAUAAGAUGUAUAACGACCUCGCGCGAGAGACCGGGUUAAAAUAAAUAGAAAAACUCCGUAUAACAGUCGCGAUACUGUUGUCCUAAUUCUAAAUAAUAUCACAAACGCGAAAUUUUAUUUGGAUGUACACCGAUGCAUCACUUCUCGCCCGAACUACUGAACGGACCUAAGUUGUAGAAACUUUGCAUACGCGUAGUUCUAUUAAAGUUCGGAAAUAAAAGCUACUUUCCACUAUCCCCCGUUCGAUAUGAAAGGGGGCGGGCUAACGCCGGGUUACCGGUAUUUUCGGAACCGAUUAUUUUCGUUGAUCUACGGGUUACGGGUGUUGGAAAGGAUGAAACGAAAGUCGGGGAAAAAACAAAAACCAAAAACGCGUUCAAAUGCGCCGUAACGUUGUAAUUACAUUAUCGCUUUUGGCACGGCAGCGCCGGUGUUAUCGCGUCGCGCCCGAAUCUAUCGAUAAGAGUACAGACCGUGCUACAAACGUUAGAUAACCAUUGCGGUGUUGUGAUAACAGACGUGACGUGCAAAAUAAUGAUAACGGCGAUGUGUGUGUGUGUUCGCAGGACGCUUACGCUCUGUGGGCGUGUUCGGCGGUAUUGCCGCACUGGACCACCACCGGCCGGACGACGACGACGACGACGACGACGACGACGAGGACGACGACGACCACGACGACCACGACCACCGCCGUCACGACGGACGCGACCGCGGCGUCUACGGCGGCGAAACGCGGACGCCGUUACAGGGUGAACGCCUGCCGGUCCGUGUGUCUGGCGGCCGAGCAAACGUGUCCGUGGCUGUUGCCGGUGGCCGACGACUCCAACCCGUACGCCGGCGAAGCGGCGUUCACGUGCAUGGGUAAACGCGGGUGA